ACUCCGAGCCGCGCUCUCUCGCACGCCCAGGGGAAUUGGGAGAGUUGUGAGGAGUCGUCAAGGUGCUGCCGCCGCCGCCGUUGGGUUUCCCCUCCCCCUCCCAACGGUUUCUCCACGGGCUACACAGUGAGUGUGACGUCGUGGCCGCGACCCUGGAGGGAGGGGUCGGGGUGUGUGAGGGGGGGGGGUCCUUUAUGACGAGAAAGAAGCAGCGGCAGCUUCUCCCCACCCGUGACGGGAAAAUGUUCUUUUUAAAUAGUUUACGGUGGGUGGGGGGGCGCUCUGAGGGGAGGCUUCCCUUCUUGGCUGGGGAAACGUCUUAGACUUCGCUGAGGAAUUCGUGGGAUAGUGAGUAGUAGACACACACACAUAGAUAAAUAAAUAAAAAUAAAAAUCACAGGUUACCAUGUUGGUCUUAUUCGAAAACCACCCCCAGAUGACGCUCACAUAAUAGUCCUGCUGGUAUGGGAUACAGAGCAGCCAAGGCCCCUUCGCCCCUCCCCAAAUAAAAUAUUUGAGGGGCCAGCCCCUCCCCCAAAGUUGAUGGACAUUGCCAUUCAAAUUGUGUGUUUGUGUUGUGUGUUGCACCAUGUGACCAACUAUUCCAGGCAGGGCUUAUAUUGAUUGAUUGAUUGAUUGAUUGAUUGAAUUUAUAUACCUCCCUAUACACGGAGGUCACAGGGCAGUUCACAAAUAUUAUUUAUUGAAUUUAUAUUCAAUAUAUACCUUCACCCCAAUUAUUAUUAUUAUUAGAAUUUAUACACUGCCCUAUACCCAGAGGUCUCAGGGCAGUUCACAGAUAUUAUUAUUUAUUGAAUUUAUAUGCAAUAUAUAUCUGUCCCCCAUUGGCACCCCAGUUGGAAUACCAAGGAGAAGUAGGACUGCAAAAAAUGGGGUGCAAGAUGGAAAGCUGGAAAUCUUGCUAGCUGAGACUCUUCGUCUCGGGGUUGUGGGCAAAAUAUUCCUGCAGUGCAGGGGGGUUGAGCUAGAUGACCCUUGUGGUCCCUUCCAACUCUACAAUUCUGCAAACUCCUCUUUUUUGGAGGGCGGGCGGGGGAGAGAAUAAGACGCUGUUGCUCCUGCAAUCCCAUUAAGCAAUUGGGAUCAUUGGAAGGGGCGCCUCUUGUUGAAGUUGACUGUCUGCCCAACUCUCACAGGUUGGGUUGCUGGGUCAGUUUGUGUAGCUGUGAAAGGCAUAUUGUGGCUGCUGCUCUGGAAUUUCCAGAGGCUUGCAGCUCCAGAGCCCUUUCUAUUCUUUUCUCGUCCUUUUGGGGGGUUCAUUGUGGAGCUGGCCUUUAAAAACACACACAUACACACCACUUGAAUGGUGGGUUUACUUCUAGCCUGUUGUUCAAUGUGCCUAGAGAGGCUUCUAAGUGUGGCUGUAGAGGUCGCUAGGAUCUAAGCAACUGCACUGUGUAAGCAGGACUACAGCCGUAAAUAUUUAAUGUUAAAUAUAUGUUAAAUGUACGGUACAUUGUUAAGGCUAUUUAAGGCAAAUGGAUACCAAUUUAAAAGCUUCGGGGGUUGCCAUUCUGUGCUGUACUAUCUGUCCUGCCUGCUGCAUUUGUACACGCAAUGCAGUUCAAAAGACAGUUGCCAAAUAAUAGGAAGGGCCAUAGCUCAGUGUUAGAGCAAAGAUCCUAAAUUUCAUCUCUGGCAUUUAAUGGUAAAGCUGGGAAAAUGCCCGUCUCAGACCCCAGAGAACUGCUGCUCCCAAUCAAUAUAAAUAAUACUGAGCUAGAUGGACCAGUGGUUUGAAUUGGUUUAAGGCAGCUUCCCAUGCAAAUAAAUGCAGCCUAUAUAUCGACCAGGGAUGCGGGUGGCGCCGUGGGUUAAACCACAGAGCCUAGGACUUGCCAAUCAGAAGGUUGGCGGUUCGAAUCCCUGCAAUGGGGUGAGUUCGUGUUGCUCGGUCCCUGCUCCUGUCAACCUAGCAGUUUGAAAGCACAUCAAAGUGCAAGUAGAUAAAUAGGUACCACUCUGGUGAGAAGGUAAACGGCGUUUCCGUACGCUGCUCUGGUUCGCCAGAAACGGCUUAGUCAUGCUGGCCACAUGACCUGGAAGCUGUACGCCGGCUCCCUCGGCCAAUAAAGCAAGAUGAUUGCUGCAACCCCAGAGUCGGCCACGACUGGACCCUAAUGGCCAGGGGUCCCUUUACUUUACCUAUAUCGACCAUCUCCAACUUGCAGUUCAUUAUCUUUGACUAUUGGCUUUGCUGGCUGAGGCUGAUGGAAGUGGCAGCCCAAAACACCUGGAGGGCACCAAGUUUUGGGAGGCUUCUGCAGCUUAUAUACCAGGGAUCCUCCAGAUGUUGUUAAACCCCCCAACGCACAUCAGUCUCACCCAGCAUGGCCAGUGCUCAGUGAUGAUGGAAAUUAUAGCCCAGCAACACCAGGAAAGGCACAUCUUCCCCAUGUCUACUAUAUGUGAAAGGUGUGUGUGCAUGAGAAGAAAGGAAACAAAUGCCUUGGGUUUUUUAUGGGUGCAAUUAGAAAUUUACAUAUUCUGUCAAAAUAAAUGCAUUUUGAUUUCUAAUUUGAGCAAGCCUAAAAGCAGGAAACAAUAUUAACCUAUUCAAGGAAUUAGACAAUAAUGUCUAUUAUUGAUUAACCUCCCGAGAACAAUGAUUGUUCAAAUUAAAUUACUGCUGUGAAACUGUAAAAAGAAAAAAGGCAUGAUCAUAAUGCUUGACACAUGGUGGUGUUUUAAUGAUGAAGUUUGUAGAAUGGGAAAAAUAUUAAGUUUGAUGGUGAUUGUAAUCAAAGUAUUUAUUUCAUGGGUUUCUGCCAUGGGAAAACUGGGGGAAAUGGAAGUAUUCAAACAGGUGUAUUUUGCUUCAUUCGCCAAAAUAUAUUUUCUUGAGUUGUUCGGAAAGAAGAUAAAAAGUAGAUUAAAAAAUUGAAUAAGUGUAUGUGUAUGUGCAUGCACACAUCUGUUAUACAUUGUAUAACAUGUUUUGGGUGAUGUGGCUAAACCAGAUUUCUCUGGUCAAUGUUUUCCAUUUGUAAGCAAACUAAGGUGACCAAUGUAAUCAUUCUUUUGCUUUUCCUGUCAUCUAAAGCAAAUAUUUGCUUUUUAAUAGGUAUAUACUUGAUACACCUGCUUUGUAUGUAUAAUGUGUAUUUGGUUGGGUGUAGUGCAGGAAGAAUAGGACAUGCAUCCUGAGUUUGGCAAUGAUUCAGGUUUGUUCUGGUAGAUAGUUCAGAACAAUCUUGUCUUGCACCUUGUACCAGACUCCUGCCUUAACUAUCAGUGAAAGCACCCACAUUAGAACCAAAAAUCCUGCGUAGGCCAAAGUUAUGUUUCUCUGCAUGCCAGUAAUCCAGAGCUCUGUAUUUUCUUCACUUAAAAAUAAAAUAAUGGGAAAAGAAUAGAGUAGGUACUGAUACUCCAUAUUCUUUGUCAAGGAAAGCUAAAUUCUGUGACAGUGCAAUUUUUUAUACAUUUGAUUUGUGUAUAUUACCUUGCUUCCACUAGUUAGUGGAGGUACAAAACAUUAUAUAAGCCUCUUGGUAACCAGAAAUCUUGCUUACUGCUCUCUCAUACCAGAGGUUUCACUAGGCAUUAUCCUUACUGUUUCUAAAAAGAAAAAAGAGAUUUUCAGGAUGCUCAAUUUUAUAUUCCUGUAUGUAUAUAUGUAUGUAUGUAUGUAAAUUUCUACACUGCCCUUUUCCCAAAGGUCACAGGGCAGUUUAAAAUAUAAAACACAAAAUAUAUACCAUAGUACCAAACGAAAAUCAUACCCCCCAGUAUUAGCAUUCCAGUACCCAUCUCUGUACUUGUGAAAUGUGAUUUGUGAACUACCUGGAUCUUUUAAGGACAAUUCAAGAAAGGAAAAGACUUGGGGCAAUGUAAUGUGUGGCAAUUGUAAGAUAGGCAAACAUUCCAGUAAUACAGGUUGAGGCGUUUCUGGCCCACUGCUUAGAGAAGAAAUGUCUGGAAAGGGUGUGAACAGCCUUAUUUAUAUUUGAGAUACAGGUAGCAAUCAUUCAGAAAUCAGAUUGAAGUUUUGCAAGAUUUGGAUAGAUUGGAAUAAUUUUUGAAAUAGGAUGUUGAUAGGAGACAGUUUGGCCUUGGUUGUAAGUUCAGCAACUAGUAAGAGCACUGUGAUUAGAAAUUUCCUCUCUUUUGGAGCCCUGUUUGGGGGUGAACUGUAGAAAGGAGCCUGGUCUACCUGAGUAGACUCCCUCUCAGACUUAAAACCAUGAUUGUGCAGCAAGACUGUGCACUGAGAACAGGCUCCUCCACAGACAUGUCCCUGCAGCAAGUGGAUGAUGGGGCUAGGUUGGUAGGGAUACUGGUACAAGGCCAGUGGGUGCAGCCUCUCAUCUGAAUGUUAUUCUCAUGAAGAUUAAUUCCAAAUAGGGCUGCAGGGUGUUGAUGGCUAUCUCAGGGACAUGGGUUCAAGCCCCAGUUUGGGCCCCCUUGCAGGGAAUUGGACUUGAUGACUCUCAUGGUCCCUUCCUACUCUACAAUUCUGUGUUCUUGCCUGAUCAACAAAUCUAUGGCUUAACACUCCCACAAUUUGAAGCAAUGUUUGGUUUAGUCGUCUUUCCAGCGACCAUCUGGACAGCUCUCCUGACUGUUGAUGGAAGUAGGUAGCAUACUUCCCUAUACCAGUAUACUCUUCAGAAAAAAUCUUUCAGUUACUGUUGGAAUUUCUGCCUUUACAACAGCAGUGAUUAAUUUGGAAACAACACAUAAUAUUCAGCAGCAAAUGUGUAUUUGCUUCCAUAGUGUGCAUGUGACAUGGAACUUGGGUCUUAUAUAAAGCCAUGGGUGUUCAUGCCAUGUACAUAUGUAACCUUUUUGUGUACUUGUAAAAUAUUUUAGUAUGUAAAGCAGCCAUUAGCAGUCCUAGUGUAUUCCAGGGUCUAUUAUCCUUACCACAUGAACUUGCAGACAUAAUUCUACAUGCCACUGCCCAAAAUGUGGUGAAGGGAGAAAAGUAAAAUCUAAAAUACAUUACCAUGAUUUUAAUAAGAAUUGUAUUUCCGGAGAGCUUGUUACAAGGGCAAAUGGGUUUGGAAAAGUUAUUGAUUUUUCGCUUCAGUGGGGAGAAAAUGAACAAUGACAGUUAGGUCAAUACUCUUAUGCUGGUGAAGCUCCAUGUACAUCAUGUAGUAAGGAAUUUGAUAGGAAGCAUUACCUUAAGUUGUCCUUGGUAAGGAAGUUGAUCUCAUUUGAGGAACUGUAUCCUUUGUUUUCAAAGGCUAAACUAGAUGUGACUAUGGCAGCCUCACCGUUCACAUAUCUGUUCCAUUUUUGUAUUUUCAAAAAGCACAAUGUGGGUAAUAUUUAACAUCAAAAAGAGUUGUAUAGCUGACAGCUAUACCCUCACAUGCCUUAUCUUCCCAUGGCCCACUGCUAAGAGCCCUUUCCCCUCAACCUGGUGCGCUUCUAGCGUCGUUCAGAUGGUAAGCCCCUGGAGGGUGAGUGGGAGAAGAUUCAGUUGUCUUUACAUGUGUACUGUACACUUUUUGCUGUAAAUGUUAGCUCCCAGGUGAUGUGCAUAAGCAACAAAAAUGGAUGGCUCAGUGGAUCUAACAAAGCACUUUACAAGAAAAGAAAAUACAAAAACCAAUAAAUUUAAACAGUAACAGAAAACACUGAAUACCAUGACAAAGUUAAAACCUCCAGUGUCAAGUUAAAAUUCAUUAAAAGCCAUGCUGCCUUAAAAUAUGUACAUUAUGUGUAUGAUGUAAACCAGGUUUUUCUUCACACAUGUGUAAAGGCAUUUCCUGUGUAUGCGUGUUCAUUCAUCUCAACACAAUGUAGGAUAGCAGAAUUCUUGGGCAAAGUCUCCUGUAUGAAUGGGACUACAAAAUACUAUGAAGUACAGAAGAUUCUUUGUUUACUUCAUUUUCCAUUCUUCUGCAUGUGCCUGUGCGCUGUACCAUCUGGCACCUGCAGGCCAGAAGAUUGGAUCUUGCUUCUGUUUGGGAGGAACAGCACCUUCAUUUAGCAAGGUGGAACCCAGGAACUGUGCAGAAAGCCUAAAGUGUUUGGCUGUUUCCCAACAUAACCAUUUAAUAAGAGGGUGUAUGAUGAUUAAUGUUAAAGAAAUGUUUUCCUUACAUGAGCAUAAUUGCUAAGUUCUUGUUCACAGCUUAGACUUUCAAGAUGUUGAAAAGACAAGAGUGAUGGGAGUGAGGAACUUUUACAUCUGUAACCUGUGCUUAUCUGGGCACCUCCUUAGUGCAUCUUCUGUGGGCACCAAGGAGUGUUCGGAGGUAACAAGACUGUUUCUUGGUGCUGUUUCAAGAGGUGCUUGCUGGUGGCUUCUUCAGCUACUGCGUUAAUUUAAAAUGCUAUUAUGGAGCAAGCUCUAUGUAUAGCCUGUAGGUUUCGGCUAAAACUCUCCCCAUCACUGAUCAUUGGAAACUGGCCAAAGCCUGUUGUAACAUUCAUUCACAAGUCACCAACCUGUUUAGACCAAUGGGCACAUUCAGAUUUUUCAGUGAGAUCCAUGGGCAGUAUAUUCACUAGCCACACAAGUCGGAAAUUACUACACCCAGAUCUUGCCAUAAGGCAAGCAGGUAAUAUUAACACAGUUAAAGGGCAUAUUACAGCCAGUCAAAAGCACUUAAGAGCAUAAAAGCAUGAUGAUGUGUAGCCUAGGAAUGAGGGAGGCAUCAUCUGGGAAGACUCCAGAGGGCUGAAUAGAGAGGCCUAGGAGGCUGAUUUUGGUCCAGGGUCCCCCACCUCAUCCUAAAUGAUCCUAUCCACCUGCCUUUGGUACUAGGGGAGGCUUCACUUAGCAGUGUGGGGUGCACUGGUGCUUUUCUUUUCCUUAGUAUGACUAAACAUAUAGCUGCAUUGUCCCCCCCCCCAAUUGUUGACUUUUAUAUUAAAUUUGAAUUUUCCACCUGAAUGUUAAUGAUGCUGUAUAUAAGAUGGAGGAAAAACAAAAAUAUAAUUUUCAUUAGAGAAACAUGAAUCAUAGAGACAAGUGGAAUACAUUUUCAUAAUGGUGUCUGUAUUUCAUAUUGUCAUCUAAUCUUCUGUCUACGCUUACAGCAGUGCAAACAGGGCUUUCUUUGCAUAGCUCCUUAUUUAGAUUUGCAUAGCAGAUUCUGGAACUAGUUUGUGGAUGAGCUGCGCAAAUGAAUUAAGCAUAUAAUUCAAUUGGUGUAUGCAAAGAGAGUUAGUGGGAGGCCUUCAUUCUGAAUAUGGAAGAGGCCUUUGUCUAAACUGAACAUGGUAUGGUGGUAGCAAAAGAAGAAUGCCAUCUCAUGAAUGAGAAAAGUUACUGGACAUUAAGAUUUGACUUUGUUAAUAUAGAGCACUUUAUUUUUAUCAUCUGAUACUGGUGAGUGGCAAGAAGCAUAACCAAGCUGUAGAAGUAUAUAACACUAAGCCAUGGUUUGUUAAACUAUGGCUUUUUUCAUCAUCUGAACUCUGCCCAGAGGCUUAACUAUGGUUUAUUAAUGUCCAGCGAACUGCAGUAUGAAGCAAUAGUUUGUUCUUAAGAACAAACUUUGACUAUGUUUUAACAAUGGCUUAGUGUUCUGUCCUUAACUACGAUUUGUUUGCUGCCUUUUCAAGUUCACUUGCCUCUCCAAGAACCUGUGCAAUGGAGCUACCACAACACCACCCAGUGCAGGAUGAAAGUGAGUGCCUUCAAAAAGAAGUCAAGAAAAUUGCCACACAAAAUACUCAGUUGUAUUCCUUUGUAUUCCAAUACCAUGGCGAUUCCUUUCUAUGAUAAGCUGACAGCCAUCCUUUUAGACCAGAGAGCCGUAUGUCCUUUAGCAUACUGCCCUCUGGGUGCUUUGGACUAAAACUCCUAGCAUGACUCCAAAGUAGCAAAGUUUUCAGUUUAUUGAAUGAGCCUGGGAAGCAAAAUAGUGCCGCAUCCGAGGGUGGAUUGAUGCUCUGCACCAUGGAGGCCAUGUGCUGAAGAGUAGGGGCAGGGCAGAGGCAGUAGACUAGUGGCAAAAUUGGCAUUGCCACAUUUCAACUAGGAAAGACAGCAAGGCCCCUAAGAGCAAAAGAAAGCUUGUUAGUACCCUGGAGAGCUCACUUUGGCCAGUACUGACUAGGAUUCUCUCUGGGAGAGCUGUGGUCUCAGUAGCAUGCUGAUGCCUUUUAAGGACUCCUGAAGGCUGGCUGGCCUAACCCACCACAUAGCCCCUAUUUCCUCUGAGGAGCUGUUCUUAAAAGACCAUUGUCUUUUUCUGUAACCACUGGCUUCUAUGACAUGGAGGUGGUGAGGGAUGAUUUAGAGGGGCAUCAACUGAGCUGGAGGGGUCCAGUGGUCGGAGAACACAGAAGAUAAUUGGGAGGCUGCAGUAGGAAUGGGGUGUGGGCUUACCCUCUUUUUACCUGUUAGAAAACGGAGUGUGAAGAAGUGAGGAGCACUGAAUUUUACAUUAUUCAAAAUAAUGGGUCAAAUACUUCUGAGCUUUAAAGGACAAUAAAGACAUUCAUAUUUUUUAGCAUUUUAUAACACACACAUAUAUAUACACAUAUAUAUUAUAAACUAUGUAGUUUACUUAAUAAAGAAUACUUUAUUAGACUAAAAUAUAUAAGAAAAUAAUACAUAAAUUAAAAUAAAUCUUCAAAGAAUCAGGAAGCGAUCAGCUGUGACAAAAUGACAUAUUGUGUCUUUGUCCUUUCUUCUGCUCAGUUAAUAUAUUUUCAGCUUAGUAGUAGAUUUUCUUCAUGUUUUCGCCUAGUAUUUAAUGCAUCCAUGUGCAUAUCAGUGUCUUUUCUUUGAAUAAUAGGGAAAUAGCUUUGUGCUGCAGAUGGAAAUGGAGCUAUUUGAAUACUUAGUUAACACAUAAUAACCUAAAAGACAAACAAGUUAGGCUGACUUCUAGAAAGGUUUCCCAGAAUAAAUAGGCAAAUAAGUAGUGAAGUUGUUGAAAGAAUUACAUGAACUGUAUGUGAAAUAACAUUUUGCCCCCUAGUCAAAAAUUCACAGAAUGAAUGGGGGAAAUCACUGUGGUUUACAUGCAGUAUGGUUGCUCUAACAAAGGAAGGCUCUUUGAUUCCAGCAGAGGUUGUUGUCAGCCAAAAAGGAAAGGAGGCUAUUUUCACCAAUUUGUACUCCUCCUCACACCAUUUCCCAUGCUGUUCUAAAAGAACUGCCAAACUUCUGGAAAAGGUUUUGGGAGGUGAUCAGUGCUGCUAAAGGAAGGGUGAAAAUCACAUUCCUUCUCUCUUCCACUGAUAAAACCUCUGCUGGAACAAAGAGUCUUCUUCCAUGGUAGAAGCUUUCUGGUUAUUUUAUGUUAGAGAGCGUUUGCCUUUAUAUUACAUGAACUCCAGGUUUUGUGUAAGCUGCUACAAGUGGUCUGCACGUCAAGCACCCCUAAUCCCCCUGGCUCUAUGUUAGGCCUUGUGUUGUCCAGACCCUUGUUUAUUUAUUUAUCUACUUUUGUUGAUCGUGUUUUUCCACUGGCUGAUGCUGGAGGGUAGUUUUUGCAGAGAGCUAAACUGGGAAGGGCAAACAAUAUAGAGCUUACCAGUGUGUAUCUAUGUAUAUGCCAGAGGGAUGAACAUCAUCUAUUGAUACUAAGAGAAAUGCUGUAGUUGCAUACUUUCCAAAUGAGGUCAGAGAAGCGAAUUGUGCUUUCUCUCUUUGAUUUUAGUGCUCUGUAAUUAGUGUUCUGCCCUCCAUGUUGCCAUUUGUCUGUCAGGUAUUCCUUUAAUAUUGAGUAUGUCUAGCACUUUCGCUAUGCAGCUUUUGGCAAAUACUGAAGAUGCACCUCUUUACCCUGGUCUUUGACACCUUAGAUGUGUAUUUUCAGGACCCAUCCUAUUCAUGCAACUGUGAUUUGUUUUAAGUAUUUAUAUGUCUGAAUUUUAAAUUAUUGCAGCAGCAGCAGCCCUCCUAGACUUGUUCGUGAAGGAUGGGUAAUAAAUUACAUAGUCUAGAAAAGUAGUAUGCAAAUAAAGUGACAGUGACCCAGUUUGAAUGUCAUGCUAAACCAUGGUUUAUUGUUAUGUGCUGUGCUUUUUAAGCAAAAAAGGUGCCUUUACUCACCAUGAAAUUGUUACAGUAAGUGCCACACUUUUAACAUGGGGGGGGGGGAGAGAUGUGGAUACUGCGUACCCUUGAGUACCCGCAGAAUAAUAAUAAUAAUAAUAAUAAUAAUAAUAAUAAUAAUAAUAAUAAUAAUUUAUACCCCGCCCAUCUAGCUGGGUUUCCCCAACCACUCUGGGCAGCUUCCAACCGAAUAUUAAAAACAAUACAGCAUCAAACAUUAAAAACUUACCCAAACAGGGCCGCCUUCAGUUGUGUUUUAAAAGUAAAAUAGUUGUUUAUUGCCUUGACAUCUGCUGGGAGGGCAUUCCACAGGGCAGGCUCCACUACCGAGUAGGCCCUCUGCCUGGUUCCCUGUAACCUGUAAAAAAGCAUGGGUUAUGUACAUGAGCUACAGCAAACUCCAGACUUCUUAGCUCCCCACCUCUCCUCCUGCCAUAUUGUUGGGUGAAGGAAUUUAAGCAAGCCAACUUCAUAAUCCAUAGCUUGUUAAACCAUACUCCCCAGUUUGAAAGAGAUGAGAAGCCAUUGCUUAAAAAAAGUGAAACUAAAAGCUUCACAUAAAGCAUAGGAACUUGGGAAGCUGUCUUAAACUGUGUCAGACCUAUGGUUCAUCCAGUUCAGUAUAGUCCACACUGACUGGCAGCAGCUCUCUAAGGAGUUCAGAGUUCAGGUCUAUCCCAGCCCUACCUGGUGAUGCCAAGAAUUGAGCUUGGGACUUUCUGUAUGCUGAGCAAACACUCUACCACUGAAUCUCACUGUGGCUCAUGUGUGAUUUAUUGUGAUGUGCAAAUGUGGCCAAUGAGAACCUUUUAGUAGGACCAGCAUUCUAACUGGUCCUAAUAAAGGUAGAGGCAAGUUUUUGUGUGUUUUCGACUCCUGACUUCAAAUUAAGCUCAAUAUAAAUAAGAGUUUGCAAUGAGAAAUGCAUGAACAGUAAAUUGUAUUGGUUAUUAUUUCUGAACGAUAACAUAACACAUAGGUGCCUAUUUGUGUGGUUUGCAUUUGUGUACAAAGUAUAAGUCAAGAGAUAAUACCUCAUUUGUAAGAACAUGAACUCUGCAGCAUAACUUAACAUUUUGCAGUUAAUAUCUCAAUUUAUUUUCUUGAAUGCUCAGUGACCCAAAUGCCCCUCCCCUGUUAAUGGGCCAGUUUAAAGUGUGUGUUAGUGCUCAAAAGACCACUAAAAUCCAAAUGUAAUAAUGCAACAAUUCUAGUCUUGCUCAUUUUUGUUGUUGAAUCAUUGUACUUUAAGGAACACUUUUAUAGCAGGAUCCUUGAAAUCAUUAGAUGAGCUUACAAAACACAUCACUCCUCUAUGUUUUCACUCCUCUCUUUCCUGUGUUCUUAAGAGUCUUUAUGACUCUCCCUUUUAAUGUUUCCGGAAUUCACUCUGUGACUAUUAGAUGUUUGAGCAGUGAUACUAUGGGAACACCCAUGUUGUAACAUGACUCAUAUUUGUUCUUAUUUGCAAGGAGGCUUAAAUUCAGUUGUGGCAUUCCUACUACUUGGGAUGCAUUUGCUUAUUGUUGUUGAGCAAGAACUGUGAUUGCAUUCCAGCUUACUACAUCAGUUUCCACUUAAGAUAAAUGCCAUGGUCAUGGUUGCAUCAAUACUAGGCUGUUCUCUAACUGGGAACAAUCAAAUAUUGCAUCUUAUCACUAGGUAUAUAAUUCUGCAGAAUAAUUUAGAAUAAUGUUUCAUCUCAAUCCAGAUAAUAUGGAAAUGUUGACAAAGUUUCAUCAGUUUGAUCAGAGAUUUGCCUGUUCUGUUCACACUCUCUCCACUUUUAAUGAUAACGUAUGCAGCUUGUGUUUGCUUUUAGACGUAGAACUGCAUAUCCUGGUGGCUGCUAAAGCUGAAGUGCCUUAAGUACUUAAGACUGAUGCACCAGUGCACCAGCUGGUACAGUAGAAGACAGAGUCUUCUGGCCUCUUCCAUAUAUGCUUUGCUUCUCUCCAAGCCUUAAACGAUUAGGGCUGAACUGUCAGGGUAAGGAAAGUUUUGUAUCUAGGCUGGGGCCAAGGAUAGGGGAUAGAAGUGAAACUUCCAUCCCAAUGAUGAUUGUAGAUAGGGAGACAUACAGAGGUGGGUGAAAGUAUAUAAGUGGGAGAGAAGGGCUAAUUACAUCAAAGCCCUUUGCCCCUCUGCUUUGACUGCUGCACUUCAGAAUCUGGGAGUGCCUAUCAGCUGUUCUCGUGGCCUCGUGGUGGUGGUGAUGUUAAAUGAUGGGUCUGUCCAGAAUAAAACAUCCAUCAUCCAGAGUUUGAUCAUGAAAGAGGGAGCCGGCUUGGCAUAUAUAGCUGAGACCUGGGCAGAUGAGUUUUUGUGGUGUUGGAGAAAGCUUUUACUGUGGUUUGGGGGGACUUCAGUAUGUGUGAUUUUCACACAAUUACUCCUCGCCAUCACUGUUAAGCAUGUAUGUCACCUUGGUACUCCAAUGACCUGUUGAUAAUAAAACAGGAGGGCUACAGGCUCUCCAAAAUCUAGUGUCCAGACUUGAAAUUUCAUCCAUCCCCAUCCCUAGCUGCUUAUGUGUAUCUCCAGCUGUGAAAUCACCUAUGCAUGAAUAAAGGGAAAGGCUGUGUGGCUAACAAAUAUCUGAGAAGCAUUGCGAGCCUGUUUAAAAAGUGAUGAUUGGACUGAGUUUGAAAUACUGUGCUAUACAGAAGCACAGUAAGGUAGCUUCCCUGAGGAGUUUUGAAGCUAAACAUCUAGAAAAAUAAGUACCACCUUUUAUUUCUUUGUUGACUAAACAUAUACUUUGUUUGCUGCUCAGAUGUAUUUGUUUGCACUGUGCAUAAGCUUUGUUACAUGGCUAUUGGAAUAAUCUGGUUUGAACAAGAAGAAAGCAGAAUCCUAAGGUCAAAUGUAACGGCUGCAAAAUAGCUUUUCACUCUGGUUUUUAGCACACUUGGAUUCAAACCAUUUGGGAUGUGGUAUCGAUACUAAUAACAAACUUAGAAAGUCUCUCAAACUAUAUAUAGGAAAGACUUGAUGAAAUUUUGACUUUUCUUCUGAUACUACUAUAGAGUAGUAUUCAAUGCUAGUCCUACUUUGAGUAGACCCAUUGAAGUUAAUAUGCAUGACUAAUUUAGGUUCACUAAUUUCCAUAGGUGUACUCUGGGAAUGUUUUAGUUGAAUGCAACCCAUAGUAACUUGUGUCAAACUUAUCUAAUUCUUCUCUCCUGUAUUUUAGUGAAUGUGGCCAUAAAAGAAAUUGAUAUUUAUGUUCAUGGAUUUGUGUGAUUAUGUGGAUUGCCUCCAAUAACCUUGUUGAAAAUUAAUCGUUUUAACUGAUAUAGUAAGAAUAUAUAUAUACACACACAUAUAUACAGUGGUGCCCCGCAAGACGAAAAACUCGCUAGACGAAAGGGUUUUGCGUUUUUUGAGCUGCUUUGCAAGACAAAUUUCCCUAUGGGCUUGCUUCGCAAGACGAAAACGUCUUGCAAGUUUGUUUCCUUUUUCUUAACACCGUUAAUACAGUUGCGACUUGACUUCGAGGAGCAACUCAUAGAACGUGGUGUGGUAGCCUUUUUUGAGGUUUUUAAAGACUUUGGUGAUUUUUGAAGCUUUUCCAAAACUUCUUUUGCCGCCAUUUGGUAAGUUAAACUUUUAAAACUUUUUUUGGGUGGGGUUGGAUUUUGGGUUGGGGUGUUUGGAAUUCAAGGACUUGGUGUUGGGGAGGGGUUUGCAAGAAUCUGGAAGCUUGUGUGUUUUUUUUCUGCAUUUUUAUGAUUUUCCAAGGAUCUGAGGGCAAUGAAACAAUCGCUGAGAUGGCUAGAGUGCCAGUGGCAGAUAACUCAUUCUGAAGCUGACCGGACACAGCUUAGAGCUCAAUGUCAAGUCUACCAAAUGGCGAUAGCGACGGUGAAGAAGACAUUCUUCACUGCCUCUAUUGCAUCUGCAGAAAACAGCAGCAGGGAAGAGGUAGACUCCACUGUGGGAGCAGGGCCAGGGCGGGAGAGUGCUAGAGUCCUGUCUAGUCAAGUUGUGUGGGAUCAAUUCCAAUCUGUUGCCUCUGAGGAUGUGAACAGGCUGCUUGGACGAGUGAAACCAAUCACCUGUCUCCUUGAUCCUUGCCCAUCCUGGCUUAUAAAACUAGCUGGGAAGGGCUGGGCAAUGGGCUUCACGGGGUGGCGAAUGCUUCUCUUUGUGAGGGAGCCUUCCCAGACCUGCUGAAAGAGGCAGUCAUUAAACCACUUCUUAAAAAAAAUAUCUCUAGACCCGGCCAAUAUAGCCAACUAUUACCCAGUCUCAAAUAUUCCAUUCUGGGGCAAGGUGAUUGAGCGAGUGGUUGCUGAACAACUCCAGGAAGAAGAAGGAUCAUUUGGAUAACUUCCAGUUGGGAAUCAGGCCUCAUCAUGGGACUGAAACUGCCUUGGUCGCACUGGUCUCUGGCGGGCUAGGGACAAAGGUGAGAGCUGUUUCCUAGUUUUGCUGGAUCUCUCAGCGGCUUUUGAUACCAUCGACCAUAACAUCCUUCUGGACCGUCUAGAGCUGGGUGUUCAUCAGUAUGUAGAUGAUACCAAGCUCUACCUCUCUUUCAAAUCAGAAACAGUGAAGGCGGUGAAGGUCCUGUGUGAGUGUCUGGAGGCAGUUGGAGGAUGUAUGGUGGCUAACAGAUUGAGGUUGAAUCCUGACAAGACAGAAGUACUGUUUUUGGAGGACAGGAGGCAGACAGGUGUGGAGGACUCCCUGGUCCUGAAUGGGGUAACUGUGCCCCUGAAGGACCAGGUGUGCAGCCUGGGAGUUAUUUUGGACUCACAGCUGUCCAUGGAGGCGCAGGUCAAUUCUGUGUCCAGGGCAGCUGUUUAUCAGCUCCAUCUGGUACGCAGGCUGAGACCCUAUCUGCCUGUGGACUGUCUUGCCAGAGUGGUGCAUACUCUAGUUAUCUCUCGCUUGAAUUACUGCAAUGCACUCUAUGUGGGGCUUCCUUUGAAAGUGACCCAGAAACUGCAACUAAUCCAGAAUGCGGCAGCUAGACUGGUGACUGGGAGCGGCCACCGAGACCACAUAACACCAGUCUUGAAAGAUUUACAUUGGCCCCUAGUACAUUUCCGAGCACAAUUCAAAGUGUUGGUGCUGACCUUUAAAGCCCUAAAUGGCCUUGGCUCAGUAUACCUAAAGGAGUGUCUCCAUCCCCAUCGUUGUGAUGGGCCCGGACACUGAGGUCCAGUGCUGAGGGCCUUCCUGCGGUUCCCUCGCUGCGAGAAGCCAGGUUACAGGGAACCAGGCAGAGGGUCUUCUCGGUAGUGCCACCUGCCCUGUGGAACGCCCUCCCUCCAGAUGUCAAAGAGAAGAACAACUACCAGACUUUUAGAAGACAUCUGAAGGCACCCCUGUUUAGGGAAGUUUUUAAUGUUUAACAGACCACUGUAUUUUAAAAUUUUGUUGGAAGCCGCCCAGAGUGGCUGGGGAAACCCAGCCAGAUGGGCAGGGUAUAAAUAAUAAAUUAUUAUUAUGAUGAUUAUUACUACUACUACACAAAAUACUGAACCAUAGGGCUUGGAAAUUUGUGAACCUUAGUAGGAAAGGGGCUGACAUGUCAUGGUCUGUUACUGUGCACUACAGUGUCAAUGUAUUGCCACUCUCAGCUACAUUACUUACAGUGCAAUCCUAUACAUGUAUACUCAAGAAGCGCCUUGAAUUCAAUAGUGCUUAUUCCUACUUAAGUGGAUGUAGGAUUGUAGCCUAAGGGUUGGAUCCAGUAAAGUUGUACCAUUUGCACAAAGGCUUUUGCUUGCACAGCAGAACUUUACUUCCCUCUCCAUACCCACCCCAUCUCCUGUGGAGGGCUUGGGAAAACACCCAGAACAGGAUGCAUCAGUAGCGGAGGAAGGGAGUGUGUGUGUUUGGGGGGGGGGGUGACACGGGCAGCACUGGGGCUGCAGGGUACCCUCCAGUGUAUGGGCCCAGCACUGCCUGAAAAUGCAGCAUGGGACGCAUGUGGAGCGUGGCUUGUAGACUGCCCCAGCUGCCGCCUUUCUCCCUGCCACGGUUGCCCUCUAGCUGGCCCCUGCCUCAGCUCACGCUGCCCAGUGGGCAGCUAGCUCUGCCCCCAUGGUAUCUCAUCCCAUCCCCCAUGUGGGUGCUCGAGAGGCUAGCUAUGCUGCUGGUGUGGGGGGCGGGGGAGAAGCAUUCACCAGGCUGGGGAAAGUCGCGUGGUGCAGCCACCCACCACUGGCGCCCCUGUGCUUCUCCUUCCCUAGACUUUAACGCCUGCUGACUACUUGCUCUGACGUGCGCCUGGUAGCUCUGGCUCCUGGCCUGGCGAGGGGAGGAGUGUGGCAGUGCUGCUGGUGUGGAGUGGAACCCUCUCCUCCGCCUCCGCCUCCUCCUCCUGCUGUCAGGAAAAGCUUCAAGGAAAAUAUUUCAGAUGUUUCUCUAAGUUACAUAUUGUUUUCCCCAUAUUUAUUUACCUACUUAAUUUAUAUAGCUGCCCCAUAGCAGAAGUACUCUCGGAAGCCAAUGUGGUUCGAGUGUCAGACUGAGACCUAGGUGAUCAGGGUUCAAAUCCCCACUCAGCCAUGAAACUCACUGGGUGACCCUGGGCCAGUCACAGCCUCUUAACCUACCUCACACGAUUGUUGUAGGAGAGGGUUGGACGUAGUACUCCUUGGAGAAAAAAAGGUGGGAUAUAAAUGCAAUAAUCUCUUCUGUUUACCUGCUUAAGAAAGCUGGAGAGGCCAGCCAGAUUGAGAGUUUAGUUGCCAGCCUGGCAUCCAGAGAUCUCCGCAUGCUCACAGUUGGACCCGCACCAGUCGCAAAAUGUGCCUUGUGCCUGGCUGCUUUCUGAUACUGCCUGUGCUUAGUGGAGAGUAGCUGGGUACACUUGCCCUGGGCUUUGAAAGGCUAAGCCAGCUGGAGGGGGGGGGGAGGCUGCCUGACUUAGGCUGUUGUGCCCAGAAUGCCCUAUGCUUUCCAGCAAGAGAGAGGCUGUAGCAUGCAGAGCUGGAGGUUAAGAAAGGGGGGAAAGUGAGAAAAUGAAAAUGGGCAGUGUGGUUAACUGGCUUUGAAGGAAGGAAGGAGGAGGGGCUGGUGAAAGGAAUGGAUGGUUUGAGCCUCCUUUGAAGAGGGGGGAUUAAAGGAACUUAGGAGAAAUCCAGUAUUUAUAAUAUGAGUACUGAUAAACCGGGAAUAAAGGGGAAGCAGGGUAAGGGAAGCUGUUAAAGGAGAGAUUAAAGAAACUGACAGUUUGUGGAGUGGGGAAAGGGUACAAGUUAAAGGGGUGAAACGAGAGGGGAAGAUGAAAUUUUGGAUGGGUAAAACUAUUUUGAGUCGCAUGUGGAAGUGAAAAUAUAAAAGCCAUCUCUGCUUAGACAUAAAUCAGCAAAUUCUGCCUAAAAUAAAACAUAAACCACCAUGGAUGUUCCUAAAAGAUAGUCUAUAAAUAAUUGUAUGACUAAGAACAAAUUUAUAAAAUAAAAUGGAGAGUCUAAAUCAUGUUGCCUUCGAAGCCAAUAUCUGUUCUUAACUAUUGGAUUUCCCUGCCACAAGGAAAUUGCUGUGACAAAGAGAUUAGAUAGAAGUGUCAGUAAUUGCUCAUCAAUUAUACCUAUUUCUGUCUGUUGGAAUUCUGCCUGGGUCAGAGGAAUGUGCCACAGCGUAGGCACCGGCAGAUAUUCCUGUCGACCUCCCCGCGUCUCCACUCUGCUGAUAAGCAGGCGAGGUCCGGCGAUUCUUCUCAGAUGUAUGAGAGGAACACACCGUUCUUCCUCUCUCCCCUUUGGUGUCCCCAGGGAGGGGAAAGAAGCAGACAGAAAACUAUUUACAUCAUUUAUUUCUGCCUCUUACAUCAGUACAGAGAAUCAUGUCUGCACUCAACAACAGCAAGAAGAAACUCCUCCCAAGUACAUCCAGUACGGGUCAUAUGACACACACACACUGAGCUAACAUCCGGUGCUCAGUACAGAAUGGACUGCCCCUUUGUUCCCAUGGCAACAGUCACAAACAUCCUGUCUGGCUUUCCAGCCACAAGCAGCUGGCUGAGCUGCUAGAGCCUUUGCUUGCUGCAGCAUUGGUGCUUUAUGGUAACAUACCCCCCUAAAGUAUCAAUGUGUGCCGCGAGCAAAGCGUCAUCCAGAGAAGAAAACAAACAGUUGUUAUAUUUAUAACAUCCCCUGUUGUGUCAGUUCCACCCUUGGAACUACCCGCCACUGGUUUAACCAAUGUACCUCUCUGGUUGUCUGGCUUCCAAGGAAUGAGUGCUUCUGCAUUACCUUGGCUAGCUACCCUCUGUUGUGUCUUUGUCUCUGACGUAGACACUGCUUCAACCUGCUUUGAGUUGUUAACAAUAGCAACACAUGCAACAGCUAAGUUAGCAAACUCUUUUGAGUACCUCUUUGGUGGUACACCCUUUGUAACUCUCUCAGACCUGCGUAUGAGGUUCUGAUCUUCUGUGCUCACUGGUUCAACCUUUGGACUCUGUUGAGAACCAGUAGCAAUCAGUGGUUCUUCCUUCACCUGUGAAGGUCUAUCCAUUGUGUGAGAUUUCCUCUCAAUGACUGUGACAACUGAGCUGUCUGAGCUAUCGCUGUCAUCAUCAGUACUACUGAACUCAAUAAGAUCAAACUCAUCAUCAUCAUCAUCAUCAGAAUCGUUUCCUGUGGGAAAUGUCUGUACUAUCCGCUCUUGCUUUGGAGCACUCUCUAGGAACUUUGUGAGAAUCACCUGACCAGAUUCAGACAAAAUUACUCUGUAGAGACCUUUUUCAUAACCCACAAAAAUGCCUCUGGCAUUCUUUACUCCACCUGGAGCUUCUGUUCUCACAUGAGACCCGAAAACCUUAAAAUAGGCAACAGAAGGUUUUCUAUUGAACAGCUUCUCAAAAGGAGAACAUCCCAAGUCUUUUGAGAUCUUUCUCAGCCACACAUGAAGAUAGGACGCUAGCGACUCAGCCCAAUAUUCAUGUGGCAAAUGUGAACUCAGCAAUUGCGCAUUCAUCCCCUUUUGCAAUUCUUUGUUCACUCUCACACAGACCCCCCUGUUCCACGCUUCUUGCGAGACUGCAACUUUGUGGUCUAUCCCUUUUCCAUCCAGGAACUUCUGAAACUUCUGUAACAGAAAAAUUUGUUUGUCAUCUGUGAAAAGACAAUCAAUGUUAGCAUCAUGCAUACUUUUAACCUUGUCACAAAACUCCUGAAACUUUUCUAAAGUUUCUUGCGGUUUCUCCAUCAUAUAAACCCAAGAAUAAUUAGUGAAACAAUCCACACACAAAAGGUAAUAUCGUGCACCGCCUCUAGAUGGUUCUAGAGGACCAAUCACAUCAGCAUACACCCGCUGAAAUGCUCUGUUGACCUUCUUCGUCUUAGUCACCUUCCUGGUGCUCACACUGGUCACUCCUGCAAGAGAGAUUUCGUUAGAAACAGCAGAAUUACAUUUCAUGUAAUCACUUUGAUCAAAAGUCAACAAAUACAGUCCAUCUUUCUCUUUGGCAGUAAGAAACAGUUCUCCAUCUUUGUAGAUCUUGCAGCUUUUAGCAUCAUAGGACAGUUUCAGUCCUUUCUUUGCAAUCUGCGACACGCUCAGCAGAUUAAAUCUCAGUUCUGGAACCAGGUAAACAUCACUUAUAGUCAAGUUCAGACUCUCAAGAUACACAGUCCCAAUUCCAGUCGCUUCCAACUCCUGACCGUUGGCCUGUUUCACAGUGAAGCUUUGCUUCUUCAACGUCGAAAACAGUCCUCUGUGCGGGCACAUAUGAACCGUUGCGCCCGUGUCAAUUAUGAACGAGUUCCCAACAUCUGGCGUGGUUCCUUUCGCCAUCAUAGCCUUUGCAGGUUUCACCUGGCACUUGGAACGGCUUUUGCCUGACGCCUGAGGCUUCGUAGAGCUGCUCUUUGCUCCUCUUGACUGGCGCGGCUUCUUACAGUUUCGCUGUAGAUGCCCAGUCUGUCCACAAUUGUAGCAUCGGACAGCACUCAAUGCUACACCAUGCUCUCCAGUAGCAUCAGCAGUGGGGAAUUAGAACUCUGUUCUUCCCUCCCCCUGUCUUUUUCUUCCAGUGCAGCAAGUCUGUCGUGUUCAUUCAGGACCACAGCACAAACUCUCUCCGCGGUCAGCUGCGCGGCCGGUAGGGAACCAAGCUGACUGGCAACAACCUUGUAGGUGCGGCUAAGGCUGUUUAUCAUCAUGAAGCAAAACACUUCCUCCUGAAGACGGAAAUUGCGUUCCACCAUCUGUUGACGCAGAAACUUCAUUUCUGUCAGGUGCGCUUGAACAUCUCCAUCAGGCGCAAGUCUCAGAUUGGUCAAUUUCUCAAAAUACAGCAACGCUGAAGAACCAGCAUCUCUCUGAUGCGUUGUACGCAGCGUGUCCCAUACCUCUUUCGCAUUUUCUAAAUGCUGAACAUGCACCAACUGAUCAUCUGAGACACACAGAAUUAUAGCAGUCCUGGCCCUUACAUUCUGUGACUCCCAACCUCUGGUUGGUGCUGCAGGGAUGGGGUUUUCAAUUACAUCAAAAAGCCUCUGAUUCUGCAGCAGGGCCUUCAUCUUUACAGACCAAGAUGAAUAAUUGUCAUUGGUUAAGGGAGGUGGGCAAGGCAAACCUCCCCCUUUCUUGGCAUCCAUCUUGAAGCCAAGCCUCUCUCACCUCCAAACAAGCUGCAAAAUCCAACAGCUGUUUUUUUCUUUCUCACGCAGGCAACUGCAAAUUGUUUACGCUCUUUGCACCUGGCAGCUAAACUCAGGCUGCUAUUGAAAAGUCCCUUCCAAGAGCUCGUAAACCUUGUAGCCAAAACAUUCUCUGAUUUUGUUUCGCUUUCCCAGGCUCACACUCAGAGUCCAGCCCCUUUGCCAGUAACUUUCCAGGACCGUUACCUAGCAACAAUGCAUUUCAAUAGGACAUCUUAUCUACCACAAAAAUUUGUGGAAUGCAGGCUUCAGCCUUCAAGCUGCAGGCCUCUUCUCCCGGAGCUCUUGUUUUCUUUGAAACGCAGCUCCGUGAACCAGGGAAUUAAUCUUCCUGCGUUCACACUUUUAGCCCGAAAUGCAGCAUACCUUGAGCUGCGUUGCUUGGAAAACACCUCUUCUUUCCACCAGCUGUCUGUGGAGCCUCUGGCUUCUUUCAGACGCUUUCUCUUCCUCCUUGGAGCAGAGGAGGACAAUCCACCAGCCUCUCAUGCAGAUGUCCGAUGAAUCGCAACCAUCCUCUGCUACCACUGUUGGAAUUCUGCCUGGGUCAGAGGAAUGUGCCACAGCGUAGGCACCGGCAGAUAUUCCUGUCGACCUCCCCGCGUCUCCACUCUGCUGAUAAGCAGGCGAGGUCCGGCGAUUCUUCUCAGAUGUAUGAGAGGAACACACCGUUCUUCCUCUCUCCCUUUGGUGUCCCCAGGGAGGGGAAAGAAGCAGACAGAAAACUAUUUACAUCAUUUAUUUCUGCCUCUUACAUCAGUACAGAGAAUCAUGUCUGCACUCAACAACAGCAAGAAGAAACUCCUCCCAAGUACAUCCAGUACGGGUCAUAUGACACACACACACUGAGCUAACAUCCGGUGCUCAGUACAGAAUGGACUGCCCCUUUGUUCCCAUGGCAACAGUCACAAACAUCCUGUCUGGCUUUCCAGCCACAAGCAGCUGGCUGAGCUGCUAGAGCCUUUGCUUGCUGCAGCAUUGGUGCUUUAUGGUAACAUAUUGACCAUCAUUUUGUUAUCAACUCUGCUCCUUCACUGCCAUUUUAUGAGUCAUGGGCCAUCUCAAGUGAGCCCUAGGAGGGAAUUUUGAGGACUGCUGGACCUUAUUGAUCAAAAGGAGAACUUUGGAUUGAGGUCAGAAACAUACUGGAAAACAAUAGGGAUAUUUCAAUAGUGGCAAAAUGUUAAUUGUGGAAAACCCCUGUUAAUAUCUUCCUGUAUUCAGAACCAGAUGAAGUUUCUUUGUGAACACUUAAAAGGCAGCCCUAUUUGUCAUGAAUUAAAAACUAUCCAGUCUGGAUGUUACCAGGGCAAGACAAGGCCAGAUUCAAAAGCACUCCCGAGCUUUGAACUUGCUGUUACAGGAAAAAUACAGCACUCUUAAAAAAAACCAAGUUAAAUAUUGUUCCGUUGCUCAAGUAAAUUCUCUACCAACAUAACUUAGAUUUUUCUGUUUUGCUUGUUUUCAUUAACAGUAUUUAAUGCUCAAGAGAUUGGUAACUCGCCAGUUGCUGUUUGAGUUGACAAGGCACAGGGAGAGCUUCUUCACAUGUAGUCUAACAAUCACCUCGGGCACUGUUGGUACGAACAGUGCCUCUUCCACAAGAGACCAAUACAUCUCAUGGCAAUUACCAUGACUGACACAAUUGCAGCAGCCUUUGGUCUUACAAAGCAUCACAAAAGCCUAUUGAAGAAGACACUUAGAUUGUGCAGAGUUGUUGCAAGAAGAAAGCGCAACAUUAGUAAUGAUAUUGUCAUCCUGAACUGUAACAUUAAAACAAUUUACCUAGGGCAUUCUUCAGUAGAAGCAAUUUCAAAACAAAAGCAUAAAACUUUUAAACAACUUAAGAAUAGGCUAAUUACAGAGCUAUGUCACUAUCAGUAAAACCGAUAGGUCAUACAACAGUAAAGGUUCAAUAUUCAAUGUUGUAAUUUUAUGUUGUAAACCGCCCUGAGACCUGCAGAUGAAGGGCAGUAUAUAAGUAAUAGUAGUAGUAGUAGUAGUAGUAAUACAGAUGCCAUCCUAAAUGAUGGUUAAGGAAUCCGAAUUAUGAUUCUGUAUCAUGUCUGAACUGAUGAACCUUUGCUUGCAAUUGGACACCAUAGUUUGAAGUGGGGUUGGAAACUAUGGUUCACACUCAAUUUGAGCCAGUUGAGACAGGGCUCCAAGUACUUUGAGAACCAUGAACAUACCUGCCUGUCCAGAGUACUUGACCCACCUGUGGUGGCUCCACACCUGCAUGUGGGGACAUAAUAUGUGAAUGCUGCCCACAUACAUACACUAAGACCUCCCAGUUGAUUUCCUAAAUGAAAUCUGGUAUAUGCAUAGGCAUAAUAUCAUACACAUGCUCGACCAUGCACAUAGUGAGACUCGAGUGGUGCUUGCAUGCUGUCUGGGUGAGGUUGGCAGGCAAGCUUGUUCUCCCCUCUCUAUCCAGUAGAUGAGGCAGGUGUGUAUCAUCUAAACCAGGCCCACGAUUUGGUAUACAGUGGUACCUCAGGUUACAUACACUUCAGGUUACAUACGCUUCAGGUUACAGACUCCGCUAACCCAGAAAUAUUACCUCGGGUUAAGAACUUUGCUUCAGAAUGAGAACAGAAAUCGUGCAGCGGCAGCAGGAGGCCCCAUUAGCUAAAGUGGUGCUUCAGGUUAAGAACAGUUUCAGGUUAAGAACAGACCUCCAGAACGAAUUAAGUUCUUAACCUGAGGUACCACGGUAAUGCCUCUGAAACCACAGUUGCAGACAUUGUCUCCAUAUGCUUCUGGCCCUUUCAAUUUAGCAAAGCUGAAGGGCAGAAUGUAAAAGCAGACAAGGUACUGCAAGUCAUGGUUUCCCUUGUGCAUUUGGAAGCACAAACCAUGAUGAUGAUGAAUAUACCACCCUAUACCCGGAGGUCUCUCAAAGCCAUGGUUUGGGUUCUAAACUCUGCUUACAACAAACAGUGGUUUAGCACCAGAUAUAUCUGAUCUGAGACAUUAAAGGUGUGAAAUGCACAGAUAAGGGGGGCAGGGGCAAAAAUAUUUCACCAAAAUUGCUCCUGUUGUGGACAGAUAAAAAGCCACAGUCUGAAAUAAAGCUGGAAGAAACAAUGCUGAAGCAUGUAUAUUUUUAUUUUUUUAAAUAUACCUUUUCCUUCCUUGAGUCUUUCCCACCCACACCCACCCUAUAAAGCAAUUCAUACUCAAAUAUCAAGUUAAUUCUUAGUAGCUCAAAACACUGUUUUAGACAAUUACAGUUGGAGGUUGUAGGCCCAUGCUGCUUGCCAGCCUCUUAGUGAGAUAUUAAAAACUUAGUGGCUUUUCUGCUGUUUUGUCUUAACUGCCUUUCAUGUGCAUGUGUGCGCUCACACUGCUUAGCAGGCUCUAACGAGUAGAAGUCCACCAUUUGAAAGGCUAAAAUAGAAUAAAAUAUAUAAACUGUGAUUCCUAGCAAAUGAAAUGGGUGUCUGCAAAGGUGCUCCUUUUCAGACAGUUGCUCAGAAUGCCAUUCCGAAAGAGGCGGAAACUUUUAGAGCAGCUGAGCUGUGAUUCGUUGGUUUCACAGAACUUUUCCUCUCUUAAUCCCAGCCCCCCUUUUUUUCUUUUGAGAAGUUGACUUUGCUGCUUCUCAGACGCGCACGUCAUCUGCAAUCUCCAGAGAUUUAGUGUGAUACCAUGAGCGCCGAGGCAGAUGAAUCUAAAGAAGGUAUGACUUUAGUGUUUUCUAAGAUUUGGGUUUUUGUUUUUGAAAAAGUUCGCGUCUCCUUCAGAGCUGCUUCUGGCAGCAAUAUGAGAUGAUGAAUAGAGAUUUGUGCUCUCUGUAGCACUGAGCUCUUCGUAGGGGAGGGGAGAAAGCAAAAGGCAUCUAAAGACUGCUGUUCAGAUUUCACUGAAAAUGCAGAAACACGAGCCUUGAUGCCAAUGGCGUUUUGUUUGUGCAAUGAUAACUAUAUACAAUACACAGUAUUAUUAAUGUUCAAAGGGCUGAGUGCUAUGUAUUCACACAAGCAACAAUGGCUUAAGUUGAAAGGGGAAGAUACUUUUUUUUAAAGUAGAUGCAGUGUUCCUUUUGCAAAAGGAAGUUGUGUAAUACAGAGAACUGAAAGAUCGUUAUUUUUAGGAAGGAGGUUUCUUGGCGUUAACAACUUCUUUUUCCAGUGUGGGUAUAUACUCUUGAUGUAUGUAUGCUUUUAAGUAAGGCUAGGUCUGAAACAAAGCUUGUCAAUGUGGAAAACGAUUUCAUUUACUUUUAUGAUAUGGAAGAGCAUGUGGAGAGCUGGAAAUACCCCAAUUAUCUGUGUAAACACAGAGGAGUGGGUAUCUGGUGGAGGAAGGGAAGAAAUGGCUUUCUGAAAUGUUAAUACAAAACCCAUUUAAAUCAGAGGUUUGGUGAAGGGGUGGGAAUGGGGUAAGGACAAUGCCUUAAAAAAUGUGGGCACACUUUUAAAAACUGGAAUUUCCUGACUUGUUAAGAAGCCAGAUAAACUUGCCUUAAAUAAAGGGCUGGUAUAAGCUAGUCAGAGCACCAGUUUGUAGUAAAUCAGGAAACUUUUCAAAACACUGGAAUGCUCCUCUAUUCUCCCCAUGGCUUAUCUGAUACCCCCACCUUGCCAGUGUUUUCAACAUAGCUCUUAUCCUUCCAGUUGGAGUUGAAGGAGUAUGUAUUUCUUAGCACAGAAAAAACACAGCCUACUAAAUGAAAUCCACAAACUGCAGCAUAGCUAAUUAACAAAUACAUUGAUGCUAAAAACAUUUUAAUACUCAUCCCUUUCCUUUCCUCAUCAACCAAGAGGAUAAAUGUGAAUCCAUUUCCAUUGAACAGUUGUAAAACUGUACUAAACCUUUCUCCACUGGCAACUCCUCAGUGCAGUGUUCUCCUGGCGGCACGUUCAUUCCAACCCUCCUGUGUGCGAGAUGAGUAAGCAGCAUGCAUGCUAUGACAUGACACAAGGAUUGCAGGAAAACCUUUUGAAAGUGACCUUCGUUUCACAUGAACAUUCAGUUGAUUUAAGAUAAAACAUCCAAAUUGCCCCUGCUAUCUUUGCUACAGGGUGAUUGUUCUUCUGCUGACAUCUUGAGAUGCCCCUAUGUGCUUCUGUUUUCUACAAAACUCAUGAGUUUCACAUGGAGCAAGGUGAAACUUCUCUCAAGGGGGGUAAUUAAGGAAAACAAAGUAGAACACAUGUUGGCGUUUGUAAAAGUUGAAUACAGUAUAUUGUGUCUCAGUUUACAAACCUGUUUCAGUGUGUUGGGGGCACCUCUAGGGCACAUUGGGUGGGGGGCUAUAGGGAGAGGGGAGAAUGGCAGGAAAUUACCUACCCCCCAAUUCGGUUGAUGGAUUUCUUCUGUCCACCCAAAAUUUAGGUUGCAAUAUUUCAGUUUUAAGCGGGAUUGAUGGCUGUUGUAGUUAGAUCUUACGAUGUGAGACAUAGAAUGGAGAAAAAGGAAAAUAAUGAUGAAACCAAACAAUAUAUUUGUUAUAAAGAGGUGUAUCCAGAGUUCCACUCAGGUGUUUAAAUUAAAGACCACAAACUUUUGCUAAUUGUGUUGAUGUAUGUCAUUACAAAAAAAGCAUUGUAAACUUUUGGGCCUGAUAACUUACCUGUUCCUCUGUAGAUGCUGGGAUCAUAAAUGAGCUCCCCUUGCCAGUGCUAUGCCUCAGUUGCAAUGCAAUCCUGUGCAUUAUUGCUCAGAAAUAACUGUUCCCAAUGGGGAGCUGCUUCUAGGUAAGAGUGCAGAGGACUCCAGCCUUGAACAGCAAGUUAAAAGGAACAGUAGCAUAUUGGUAGUCACACUCUCCUAAAAAGACUUAUCAGGCCUGUUUGUUUUCCAUCUUUCGCUGGCCAUCUAUGCUUUUUCUUUUCCGACAGGCCUUUGGACAGUGUUGAUCCUAUUCCUGACUCUGAUUACUGUGUGUGUGGCUUUUUAUUUAAGCUGCAUUUUGUGUUUGUGUGUGUGUGUUUGUCUUAUAAGCUGUUUCAGAAGGGCUGCAAGGGGAGAGAUAAAAAAUAAAAAUAAUGUAUUGGGUUAGGAAAUUUGAGUUAGGAAAAUAGGGCUCUUAAUUUUUGUUUUGGCAGAGGUCUUGUUAAUGUUGUUCAUUUCAUUCUUCCAUGGCUUUGCAGCAUUUGUGUGUUUCUUUCACUGUUUUCUGUAUUUUCCAGAUGAAAAUUGCUCACAUACUUGCCUUUUAAUAUCUCAUAACAAAUGAUGCUGCUAAGGAGCAAUUGCACUGGAACAUUAUAAUUGAUUUCUAAACCUCAAUGGAUCAAUAGAAUUGUGCUUUUUGCUACAUUCUGUAUUAAAUUUUGUAUUAAAUUUUCGACCACAAACUAUUAUUAGAGGUAUUUGUACUGGACUGAUGUUCAGCACAACUAAUUUUAAGCUAAAUAUCUGUAACAUCAUGUUCCCUUAAAUACUUUGGGGGGAGUGAGUUAAUGUGAAAAUUGCCAUCCUGGUUAGAGUAAUUCCUUUCUUAGUUGUGCUGGAACACAUAUUUUCCCCAAUUUAGUAGUAAAGCUUCUCCUUCUUUCACAGCACAGUCAUGUUGCAGUAUAGUGUGGGCAGGGUUAAAGUUAGAGGAGGUUUAGAGUUAAGUCAGACAGAUGUCUCAGCUACUUCCUUGAUUUUGGGAUAGAUGGGGUGGGAAAGGUUGGGGGACAUUCUUUGCUAAAUGGUGUAUCCCACGUUAAAAAGAGGCAUUUUGACACUUAUUUUUUGGGUUUGAAUCUGUUAGGUGUGCAGCCUCACCUCUGUGCUUUUUCACAGUAUACUUCUGGGUAACAUGGAAAACUGUAUUCGAACUACUAGGACAUAGUUAAUUAGAACUUACUAAUGCUUCAUUAUUUGUAUGAUCAAUAAAGUCACACCAGAAUUGUGGUGGUGCUUGUGGUUCAUAAUAAAACUGCUUACCAUCUUCAGGCAGUGGUUGUUGUUGCAGCUUGGCAUGGGGCCACGAGGAGAGCUGUUGUGAGAAUCAACUGCAUAGCCAGCUGAUGUCAGCAAUGGUCUUGACGGCUGUGGGGAGCUGGCAAAUGGACCAAUUGGCACCCUAGUGGGGGCGCAGUGCCCCAGUGGCAGACCUGACAGUCCCAGUCUUCUGUUUGGUCCACCAUCAGCCAUAAAAGCUGGCUGCGCUGGGUGUGGGGCAUUGUCAGUGAAGUUAACUCUCUUUAUUCAGAGAAACACAGCAGCUCAGGCCUAGUGAGCGCAGCAACUCUUUCCAGUAGAUCUUGCCCCAAUGAGGCAGUUACGAGAACUGAAGGUACCCGCUGGUGCCUGCUGUACUCCUCUGCAUCCAGCCAGUCCAUGACACAGAGUUUAUCAAUAUAGCAAUUGCUAUGGCUUAAAUAUUUAAUAAAUCUUUCACAAUGUCUGUAGAAAGAGGAAAUGGAUCCAAUGUUAGUAUGCAUUUGCUUUAAGUUAUUUGAUUAUUCUGCGAUAGUCUGACCAUUUACUCUUCUGCAAAUGACUGAACUGAGGUGGCAAACAUUAUAAGGUCAGAAUCUGACCUGUGGUUGUUGUUUAGAGUUAAAUAAGAGAAGCCAAUCAAUACCUCAAUGGGUCUUGAACCAACUUGCAAACACACUACAUCAUAACGCAGCAUGAAUGAUAGUCUGGACAUAUUGAAUGAUGUGGACAUUUCAUGUAACUAUUACAUUAAACAUCCACAUUAUCUGUUGUUGUUGUUUAGUCGUGUCCAACUCUUCAUGACCCCAUGGACCAGAGCACGUCAGGCACUCCUGUCUUCCACUGCCUCCCGCAGUUUGGUCAAACUCAUGCUGGUAGCUUCGAGAACACUGUCCAACCAGCUCGUCCUCUGUCGCCCCCUUCUCCUUGUGCCCUCAAUCUUUCCCAGCAUCAGGGUCUUUUCCAGGUAGUCUUCUCUUCUCAUGAGGUGGCCAAAGUAUUGGCACCUCAGCUUCAGGAGCUGACCUUCCAGUGAGCACUCAGGGCUGAUUUCCUUAAGAAUGGAGAGGUUUGAUCUUCUUGCAGUCCAUGGGACUCUCAAGAGUCUCCUCCAGCACCAUAAUUCAAAAGCAUCAAUUCUUCGGCGAUCAGCCUUCUUCUGCAUGUAUUUAGAAGUGAGCCCUUCUUGUAAGCUUCCCAUAGAUAACUGACUGGGCAUUCUGAGAAAUAGGAUGUUGAACUAAAUCAGAUCCAACCUCCAGCAGGACUCUUGCUACAUCCUUAUUUGCACUGAUUUGAAUGGUUACUUAAUUUCAGUAAUAAUUUAUGUUCACAACCUUCAAGUUACCUGUUCAUGUCCUUCUUUCAGAUUUCUGUAAUUCUGUUAAAAUGUCAACCUGCAGACACAUUUUCCGUUUCCAUAUAUAGCUAACAUGUUCAAUAUCAUAAUUUUCCAAAGUUUCAUUACUUGGCAACAGCUUUUCAAAAUUACAUAUUACAUGUUUUUUGUUUUGUUUUUAUGCUGCAAACUGCCCUGAGAGCUAUGGAUGAAGGGUGAUAUGCAAUUUAAAACACACAAACACACAAUGACUCAGAAUUUCUCUAAUUUUCUUCUAGUGUUCAAAUACCUUCUCCAAGAAAAUAGAGACUAGGUUAAUGGCACUUGAUUUUAUUCAUAGUUUUAUUUUGUCAUUUGGUGAACUGACAAAUUUUUUUUAUGUUAGGAACAAAAUCAGAUGAGCUUGGGACAAUGAAACAUAUGUUGAAUGAGUAUGUUAUUUUUGCCACAAAAGCCUGACCUCAGCAUCUCCCCAUCUUUUUUUCUUAAAAUAAUUAAGGUUUAUAAAGAAAAAUACAAAAAUUAUUGUCAAACAUACUUUCUUUAUCCAAACUGAAACAUUAAAGGCAAAAAAGAGGGAGAGGAGAAGGAGGAGGAAGGAAGGAAAAUGAAGAAAAAGAGAAAAGGGAAUAGAAAAAGAUUUAAGAGAGAGAGAAAGAGAAGUUAAUAAACUAAAGAACUUCAGAAGUUCUUUAGAAUUUGAUCUCCCUUUGGAUCAGCUGAUAUGAAGGGAGAGUGAUCCUGCUCAGCACUGAUUUCCUGCUUCGUGUAGCAUUUCAAAGGCUCCUGACAACCAACUGGUUGCCGGUUGCUUUCGGAGCUGGACAAAGCAGCUUUGGUCAAGCCCCACCCUUAACUGUAUGACAUCAGGUGUCAUGGGGGUGGCCAUGGCUUACACAUGGUGGACUCAUGUGCCAAGUGGGGAAGUCUGGUGGGCCAAGAUCGGCCCAUGAGCCAAAGGAGGAUCUCUGAUCUAGAGAUACAGAAGUUCACCUUGGGAGCUGAAGGUCUCUCACCUUUCCUCAGGGGAACAGUACAGCCCUGUGAAAGGUUGAAGGCAGUCUUGAACACAAAAUGAAUUUUAACACAACGUAAAAGAACACCACAAACACAGGGAAUAAUGUCCCUAUGGGAAAUGUGAUUAUGUGGUUAAGGCUUGCCAGGUUCCACAAGGAGGGAUUGGGAAGGAGCAUGUGGUUACGCAAAUUACAUGUGCACUGGCCAUUUGCGUUGCUGAGGCUCACCUCUCUCUUAGAAUCACUACCAUUAAAAGUAGCAAAACAUUUCUAAGUGGUUAGCAAUGUACUUCCCAUACCUUAGCCAGUCUUAGCAUGAAGCUAGCCACAUUCACAGCUUUAUAAUUUCUGGGUUGUGUAGUUAUGUGAACAACAAGAAAAUGAAAGAGGGAAGUGUUCUCAAAGUUUAUUGUAGUUUAAAGGUCCAAGACAUUUCACUAUUCUUUUCCUUCUUCAGGGGCACUUCUUUUCAUUGGAUCACUGCAAAUAUACAUACUGUUAAUGCACACACACAAACACAAAAUUGAGACUUCCUCCUUCAAGCAUGUGGAUUCAAGCAUGUGAACAGUAACAUCUACACAGCAACAAUAGAGACAUGGCUUCAUUUUUUUCAUGGGCUGGUAAAUGUUAAACACUUUGUUUGCGAGGUACACUAAAAGCUAGUACAAAUAUACCUAGAUCAACUAUCAAAAAAUGUUUGAUAAUGUUUGGUGAUUUGAGCAAAUAUAAGGGUGUUGGUUUUUUAAAUAGCAAAUACUAUCUUUGCAAUGUUGCACAUAAUAAAUGCAUUUGCACCUAACUUUGCAAACUCCCUCCAAGUGAGUAAAUAUACCUUCAAAAACUCCCCUUGAAUUAGUUUUGGAAAUUUGCAUAUUUUUGACUUAAAAAUAGAAUUUGUAAAAUAAAUUUCAGUGCUACAAGUGUGACUUUAAAUAUUCCAAAUGUUUUGUUAGUGCAUAUAUCCAUUCAAGGUAGUACAGGAUACAAAGGUAAAUGAUACAUAAAUUAAUCAGUGUAUUGAAGUAGAUACCAUGACUAGGUAAAACAGUAAAAUAUUAAAAUGUCCAUAAUGAGUUUUUAUGGUAAUUAAUUUUAUUUUAUUUUUUUAAAAAAAUUGCUUGGAUUCAAUCCUUCUGCUAUCUCUUGAGCUCCCUGAAAAUCUGCUUUGAAUAUUGGGGAACCCACAGGCCAAAUGUUCCCUACCACAGUUAAUUCUUUCACAUCCUUCCAAUGAGGUGACACUGAACCUGUUGUUCACUUGAACCGAACAGACAUCUGAAGGAUUGGGUGCUUGGAAUAUAAUCUAGAUCAUGGUUAGGCAAACUAAGGCUCAGGGGCCGAAUCCGGCCCAAUCGCCUUCUAAAUCCAGCCCGCACACGGUCCAGGAAUCAGCAUGCUUUUACAUGAGUAGAAUGUGUGCUUUUAUUUAAAAUGCAUCUCUGGGUUAUUUUGUGGGGCCUGCCUGGUGUUUUCACAUGAGUGUAAUGUGUGCUUUUAUUUAAAAUGCAUCUCUGGGUUAUUUGUGGGGCAUAGGAAUUUGUUCAUUUCUUCUCCCCCCCAAACAAAAUAUAGUCCAGCCCACCACAUGGUCUGAGGGACAGUGGACCGGCCCACAGCUGAAAAAGGUUGCCGGCCCCUGGUCUAGAUGAUGCUGGAAAUUCCCAUCAUCCCUAACCAGCGUGAUAAAAAAAUCAGUAGAUGGGAGUUUAGACCAACAAUGUCUGGAAAGCCACAGGUCCCCAUCACUUCUCUUGAAAGUCAGCGAGCUUCUUCCUAGAGAGGCAACAUAACCUGCCAUGUCUCUACCAAGGAUGUUCCUAACCUGGGUUAGAGCCUCCUCUACCCCUCUCUAACAGACAAGGCUCUCCAGCCCCCCACAAGGUCUGAGGGACAGUGGACCGCCCCCCUGCUGAAAAAGUUUGCUGACUCCUGAUCUAGAUCAUGAAACAGUGUCAGAUCUGGACACCUGGACCAUGAAACCCCUGCUCUGCUUUUACACACCUCAAAAGGAAAUGAAGAAUCAACCUGAUGUGCAUCAGAAAAUGUUUUCUCAACCUUGGAAGUAAACUUUUCAUUUCAGGCAGUCCCACAGUAUCUCCAGGGGUUUCUCCUCCCUCCUUACCUUGUUUUUUUCCCUCUUUGCUUCCUCCUAAAGGUAUUGCUUGGUUCAGCAGGAAGUGGAACAUCACUUUGGGGUAAAGAGAUGAAUAAAUUAAAAAUGUGAAGCUGCUGUACAGCUCAUUGGUUUCCUGAACAGUAAAAUAGUGCAACAGAAGCAAUGACUCACAAUUGGCCUUACACUGAUCAGGAAAAGAAUGUGGCACUUUUCCAGUGGACUCAGUCAAAAUGCAAACUGUAAACUACUUUGAGAGGUCAGCAUAGAAUUUUUGAUGCCUUUUUGGAGAGGUUUAGCCUUUGUUUUUUGAUAACUGUGGCUUUUCCAGAAGCUUUUUCUGUGCAAGAUGCUUGAGGUCACAAGCUUGUUUGCAGCAGUUUUAGAUGAGAAUCCAUAAAGCUGUAUGUCAUGACUUUAUCUCCGAGCUCAUGAGAGGGGGGUGAUGCUGUGGCAGGGAUGGAAUUGCACGCAGGAUAACUUCAAGAGAAACUCUGCAAUAAACUAUUAUACCAGCUGCUUAUGCUUUGAAACUGAAGAAAAAGCCUCCCUGCUUCAUAACAGUAUACUCACAACUUAUGGACAUUUAACUUGUGUGCAUUCAGCUUUAUGUGCUUGGCAAACAUUUAAAAAAAAAAUUAAAAGGGAGAGGGCAUCUGGGGAAAACACUAUGGCAAUCCCACUCACCAUUGCACCCAAUGUGUUUUGACUAUAUGCAAGUUUGGCUUUACACGCUAUCCCCCGAACAUAAGCCCUUCAUAAAUUGUGGGUCUACUGUACUUUAAAAACACAACCCUCUUUACAGCAGUUUCACUGCAACAUCCAUGUGAGGGAAAUGAAGUUUGAGCCCAGAGUUCAUGCUGUCACUCAUGCUUUUUAUACAACUCCCCACAUACCCCUGAAGGAGAGAAACUACAAACGGGGUUUCUGGAGAAUUGGACCCCAGCAUGGGCACCCAGAUCAUAUGUUACUUCCCCAAACACGACUUGGAUCAUGUAUGAUCCAAGAUAAGAACAACCAUAAGGUAGAUGAAUAUCAUGAAGCCAUGGAUUAGUCCUGACUCCACAGUACAUGCCCACUGUCCUAUGUUUUAAAUGCCAAAUUUUGACUGGAUUGUGUUAUGGUUUGGUGAAUGAAUACCCCUUUAUGUUCGUAGAUUGAAAAUGGUGUUUUCAGUCAUUAGAUUUGUCUAUAGGUUAUAAAAUGUAAGUGCUUGUAUUUCAUACAUGUUCAUUGUGUACAUGCCAGAAGGACAUUCUAUUGUGCCCAGACCACUACCAGAGUGCAGUGAGGAUUUCUUUAAUUUAGAGUACCCUCCCACAAAGUUGGCAGCCUGAUCAGUGAUUUUGCACAUUUUCCUGUUGUUGCCUCCUUCCAGUAAUCUUCCACAGCAUCCUGGGGCAAGAUAAUUCUUUCAUAUAUUUGCAUCUGAUGUGAUUGGAUCAUUCAAUCAAUCCAGGUGUAGAGAUGUAACAGAGUUGCCUGUCUUCAGAAGAGACUGCCCAUUGAGUCUCACAAUGUAUUACUGCUCUGAGCUAGUUGCCUUCCAGUCAAGAGACAGGGAGCGGCCAGCAGGAAGGGCUGCUGCUGUACAUCUGGCCUCCUGGUAGCAGCAUUGCUGCUGCUCUUUACUGAAUGGGCUGAGAUGCCAGGUUGGGUCUGUGAGGGCUCAUUGGCAGGAGUACCAGGUUGGCUCUACUGGUGCAUCCGUGCAGUUCCCAUCUCCACUGCCACCUUGCCCCUGUCACUCUCAGCAAGCAGCAGAGACACCACGGCUGGGAGGCUAGGUGCUUAGUGUCACCCCUCUCUGCUGACCACUCUGGCAGGAAGCUUAUCCAGAGCCAGUGUGGUGCAGUGGUUAAAGUGUCUGAAUAGUAUCAGGGAGAUCAGAUCUGUAUUAAGCUGUGAAGCUCACUGAGUGACCUUGGGCAUUUCACUAUUUCUCAGCCUGAACUACCCUACAAGGUUGUUGUGGAGAUACAGUUAGGAGGAAUGAACCCUGUAUGCUGCCUUGAGCUCCCCUGAGAAGAGGCAGAUGCCUUGGUUAUCUGAAAUUUGAAAAACAUUUUCAUUACCCAGCUACAGUAGAGCUGGUAAUAGCAGUUUUUUAACCUCUGCUUUAGUAAUUUGAAAUUGAUACUACUCACAUUGCAUGACUUUCCCCUGCUCAUUUUGAUGCUGGUUCUCCCAGCAGAAUGGCAGUGCUUAUCAUUCUGCAAGUUUAAGAAUUUAAUGUUGCCUGAGGUACCAACUAAUAACUGUAGCACAGCAGUACUUGUGCAGAUGCACUUAUUGUUACAGAAAGGCAAAGAGGAAGGAAAUGUGUUAACGUUCUGUUAUGUUCCCUCAUAUAGAUAGAAAGAACUGUGAAUCAGCAUUCUGUAUUUGCAUACACCAUAUUUCUUGGCUUAGAAUAUAUGAAUGCCUAGGCUAAAGCACUUAAGAAUCACUGCCUUAUGUUUUAGUUGUAAGAGAAGGUAGAAAGUCAUUGCACAUAAAUGAGAAAAGAGCAGUUCUUGAUUAUGAUAAUCCAAUGCUAGCUACGUUAAUAGUUGUGUGUUUUAAACUAAUCAUUCGCAUCUAAUUCACAGGAAUAGUCUCACUAACAACGCUCUGUACACUCUCCUGUUAAGUAGAUCCAUGUCAUUCAGAGUAUUGAGAAGAAUUACAGGCUUAUACCUUGUUCUGAAGGUUGCUCCCAUGCUGUGUUUGUCCACAUUAUAAUUCUUGUAUUGCAGAAAUGAGUGAGUGUCAUGGUUUGAAGGGGAAAUAGGAUUUUAUCUAAAACAGUUCUUCAAGGCAAAAUCAGUAAAUAUUUCAACAGAAUAUGCAAUUCAGUCACAAUAAUAAAAAUGGUGAUUGUGAUAUACUUCACAUAAUGUUGCUUAAGCCUUCUCUAACCACAGCUUUGGACAGCUAAGUAUAUGCUUUAGCUGUAUGAUUAAAAUAAAAUGUGUGUUUCUGGGUUAUAUUGUUGGUCCAUCCAUCUAAGCCCUACUUAGAUAUUCUGAUACCUCAUAUUAGUGGGCUAGUUCCCUUCUCCCUCAAAAAAAACAACAAAAUGCUGUACCAUCCACAAAUUGGAGCAUUAAUUUCUGAAGUAUGGAAUCUUUUCUAAAUGUAUAGGCUCCUUGUGCUGUUUAGGACCCAGCUCUGGUUUGCAUUGCAGACAUUUGCCUCUAACUUGGAGAGAGUGGUGAGAACAGUGACAGAGAGCUGAGCUAGCAACUUGUUGCCACUCUUCUUCAUGUGAUUCUAAUUGCAUAGAAUAACUGGAACACUCAAAUAGGGCUAUAGCCCUACAAACUUUAGACAAAAUCUCCAAGAAGUUAAACUAAGGUUAGUUAUACAAAUGGGACCUGUAACACAUGUUGCAGCAUGGGGAUGUUUAAAGUGCCCACUGGCCAGUUGUGUCCUUUCCCAGGAUACUCCAUUCCAUUUUUGUCAUCCUGGUUUUUGGUCCCCACCCCACAACAGUCAGCCAUCAUCCCACACCAGCUGAGGAUGCUCAGUACUCAUUUGGCUAGUUUGUUGUUCUUUUCACCCUCUUCUGGCUAAAGAUUAACACUUGGAAGAUGAGAUCAGUAUUACUGUAUAGCAUGGCACUGUCAGAGUAAUAUGUGAAUCUGUGUCGUCCUGCUUCUGUCCGAUUGCACCUUUACCCACAUCCUGUAGCAAAUUUCCUCCACAGCCUCUUAUGGUUUUCAAAUGGAGCAAUAAAGAGGCUUGAGUAUAUCUGCUAGAAAAGAAGUGUGGUUAGAUCUCCUCAUGUUCUGUUUUGUUCCCCUCUUGGAAAAAGAUAAUAUUUCUAAUAUUCUCACUUUGCUUGCAACCCAUAUGUAUCCUGCAGCAAUGACUUUAGAAGUACUCAGGAAACUGUAACUUGAAUGCAGAAGGGUGCAACUCUCACUCAGAGACUUUGUACUGAUUACUAUGUGGAAUUAUUAUUAUUAUUAUUUUGGGGGGGGGGGGGCUUUAGAUAUUGUUGGAGUCUGAUUCUCGUCAGCCCCAGCCAGUAUGGCCUAGUAGUCAGUUGUGCUGGGAGUUGCCCAACAACAGCUGGAAGGCCACAAAUUUCCCAUGCCUGGUGUAGGACAGUUUACUAAAACUUCUUAACAGCCAUUUGCUUCAUUACUAGCAGUGAGGUUGAUACCUGGACUUUAGGAUUUUCCUGGAUCAGUGGGCCUAGGCUGCUUCUUUAUUGACUUGAGGAUACAGUGUGGUAGGGCAUUCCCCCUUUACGAGGUGUCAUACCUGUAAGGACCCCGACAGAAAAAUUCUGUGCAAUUUUUGGAUAAAAUAAUCCUCCUGGGCAACUGCAGUCUCACCAUCUGACCUGAUAAAAGCAGCUUGGCCUACUCAUCUUCCUUUUUUUAAAAAAGGUUUGAGAUAUGCAAAUCAGCAGGUGAAGGUUUUUAAGGCAUGGAACGAAACAUUUCCACCUGCUAACUGCUGCAGACCUGGCUAGUGGUUAAAGGGCAGCUACAGGACCUGUUUCUAAGGUUGUCAGCUCAAAUUGGGAAUAAGCUGUAUCACUGAAGUUGCUAUCUCAUUAUGGUACUAUCAGUCUUCUAACAGCAGAAUCUACCAUGUGAUUGUGUGAGGUCAGUGUCUGCCACUUUGGGGUUUUUUUACAUGAUACAGAAUUGAGAUGGUUUGAGUGCAGAAGCAGACUGUUUGAUAAACAGAUAUUAUGAGUGAUGGCCCUGCUAGCCAGCCAAAUUCUGCUAUUAAGCAAAAUUUCCUCAUUCUCUUCGAGAUAAAAAAUGGUAAAACGUUUGGAGCAUGAAGCGGUGAUGUACAAUAAUCCAUUCAUUGUUUUAGUCAUAGUCACCUGUCAUAGUAGAAAGGCAACUCUGAAUGUAUGCAUUUUGAAUAUAGUGGUCUCAGCGAGUCACCUUUGGUACUAUGAUCCUGAAAAUACUCAGAACAGAGGUUUCAGUAGUCUAUAGCCAGGCUUCAGUAGAGCAAAAAAACCCCAAACCACUGCAGUUUCCAGCAUAUAUGUUACAUCUUGUCUAAUUAGUUUGUAAAAAUGCCAAAGCAAAUAGUGGAAAGAAAGCGUCAGGGUGAGAGUAGUUUGACUGCUGAAAAUGUGUUGGGCAGGGCCAGAGUUAAAAAAUGCCAUCUUUAUUAUGAAGUGAAAGUUAACCAUUGGGGUUCUUUUAUAUUUUGUUUCCAGGUCAUUAGCUCACAAUUAUAAAUAUGCCCAAAGUGUUCUUUUAUAUCCCUGAGAGCAAAAUAUGUCCUUAACACUGAAGGUUAUCAGGUGUUUGACAGCAGCAUCCAAAUGUCAGGAUGUGGAAUUAGACAUGGUUAAAAAAGAAGAAGAAAAAGUCUGAACUCAAGUUAAAAGAAGUGGCCUGUGUCUGUUUAGCAUCACUCUGGUCCUGUAGUUGGCGGGUGGGGGGGGGAGGGGGAGGAGAGGAAAUAUCUGGCUGAUCUUUGUGUCUCUUCUGGCUGUUAAUGACAUCCUUCUCUCCAGUGUGUUUAUCCAGUUCACGUCUGCCUCCCCCCACCCAUUGCUCUGUAUAUGUUUGCACCUCCACCGCCUAGUGUUCUCUUUGUGUCUGGCCUAAUAGUCCUUUCAUCUCUAGUUGUUUCCUUCCCUUUUAUUUCCCAUAUCCAUCUUCUUCCUCAUUUUGAUCUGAACAGCUCAGGACCACAAUACCUCAAGGACCACCUCUUCCCAUAUGAAACCUACCCAGACCCUGAGAUCAUGCUCUGAGGCCUUCUUCAUGUGCCUCCUCCUUGAGAGGUCAGGAGGGUGGCAACAUGAGAAUGGGCCUUCUCUGCAGGCUCCCUGUCUGUGGAAUGCUCUCCCCAGGGAGGCUCGCCUGGUGCCUUCACUAUACACCUUUAGGCGCCAGGCAAAACAUUCAUUUUUAACCAGGUCUUUGCCUGACUUGAUCUACAUCCUAUACCCUUUUUAAAAUGCUGGCUCUUUUUGGGGUGGGGGGUGGGGAGGUUAUUGGGUUGUUGUUGUUUUGAUUUUUAUGUAUUUGAUAUUUUAUGUGAACUGCCCUGAGACCUUCAGGUAUAGGGCAGUACAGAAAUUAAAUACAUACAUACAUACUUUUGCUCCUCUCUCUUGUACCUGCCCAAAUGCAUUAUCAUGUUCCUCAUUUACCCCAUUAUCCCAGACUAUUUAUUUUUCCUUUCCAUGUUUUUCUACCCCUCAUUUCCUUGACUUUGUUCAACUGAAGCUUAACCCAGAUAAGGCUGAGGAAGUGUUAGUUGGUACCGGAUAGAUGGGAUUAAUCUGCCCUGGAUGGGAUUAUGAUUCCUCUGAAAGAGCAGGUAUGUACGUAGCUUGAGAAAAUGUCUGGAUCCACUGCUAUCACGUGAGGUUCACGUGGUUUCAGUGGGACUGAGUGUCUUCUGUCAGCUUUGACUGGUGCCCCAGCUGGACAGGGAUAGCCUAGCUUCCAUUGCUAAGGCUCUGGUAACCUCUAGGUUGGAUUACUGCAUUGUAUGUGGGGCUUUAAAGAUGGUUAAGAAACAGCAGCUUGUGCAGAAUUCAGCAGCCAGAUUGUUGACCAAGGCAAGACGGUCCACAGAUAUAACACCAAUUAUGGUAUGACUGCACUGGCUACAAAUUAUGUUUCUGGCCUCAGUUUAAAGUGCCAGUUUUGACCUGAAAUGCCUUAAGUUGCUUGGGACCCCAGUAUCUCAAGGACUGCCUCUUCCCAUGUGAAUGAACCCAGAUCCUUAAAUUGUCGUCUGAGAUGUUUUCUUUGUGUCCCUUCCACAGGAGGGCAGGAAGAUGGCCACAUGAGAACAGACCUUUUCAGUGUUGGCUCCCCACUUGUGGAAUGCUCUCCCUGGUGCCAUCCUUAUUUCUUAGGCGCCAGGCAAAAGCUUUCCUUUUUACUUAAUUUGAAGGGUUUCAUACAUUUGUUGCCUCUUUUAGUGUGGUGGGAUAUGUAUGACCUGUCAUCUGCAUAGAUGUGCUUUUUAGGCAUUUACUGGUUGUGUGGGUGUUAUAACUGGUUUUAAUGUUUAUACUAUUUUUGUAAGCCGCUUUGCAUCACUUUUGUGAGGAAAAGCAACUAAAAAAUUAAUGAUAACGUCCCUGUGACUCUUGUGCAAAGAAAAACAGAGUGCUUUUGCAGUUAAAUAAAUGUUAAUACAUGCUGGUUUUAAAACUGUCAACUGCCAUUGGCAUGCAAAAUCUAGGCUUGAUGGAUAGAAAGUUGGAAUGUUAGCACAGAGGUUGUGCUGAGGCAAAGCCUGCAGCAACAAAUCCACAAAUACCAUAGCCAACUGUCACUCUGUCUACUCACAUUCAUUUGGUUUAAAAUCUUUGGUCAAGCAGUAAGCUGUGUUUGUCUGCAGCUGUCCCAUACGUACAGGGAUCAAACUGGCUACCUUGGUAUUUUCAGCACCAUGUUCUAACCAAUGGAGCUAUCCAGGCAAUAUUAUUAGUUAUAGUGUGGCAUGCUGCUGCCUCUUUUGUAUUCUAUGCAGUUUUGUUGUAUUAAGCAAGUGAUACAAUCUUCUAUUCGCACAACUUUCAUUUCAAACAUGACUCCAGUUUGCAGUUUUGAUUCUUACAAUUGAGACUACAAGUGAGCCAUUAAGUUCACUAUUUAUUUCUUAAAUCGACUGACUCUCCCUCCAUCACAUGGUUAAAACACAAGUUUGUCCAUCAUGUGAUCCCAGUUGCUUCUCUUAAAAUAGAUCACAAUAGUUCAUCUGGCAUCUGAGUAGCUUCAUCUGUGAAAAUUGGGCUAUUAAAAGACAUGUUUAAAUGAUCUGGGAGUUAAAAUAAACUGUUUAGACUGUGUCUAAUAGCAGAAUCUUUGUCAUGAGCGCUAGUAGGAUAUCUUGGAUACAUUCCAAGUUCCAGGAUUUGAUCGGUAGGAGUCUUCCAGAUGUACAUAUUUUGCUCUUGGAGUAAGACUUUAUUCAAAGUUCAUUAGCUAUUCUCUCAACAAAUAUUGUCUAGGAGUAGACAUGCAUAAAGCUUUGUGCUAAUCCAUAUGCAUGUGAUUAGCUGGAUUUUUAAAAAAACAACAAAUAAAGCAGUAUUCCCCUUAGCUGUUGCAAGAUCUAAACUGUCUUUUGGAGGGCCAGAUCAUAUUUCUCAGAAUUGCUCUAUUUUUCUUCCAGUGGAGUAGUGUGUCUGAAUUAGCCCACUUGUGUAACUUUCCAAGAUAAGGAUGGCUCUCAUGAUGGACUUUAGUUUUGUCUCUGCAGAUAUUGUGCCCACAGCUGCUGUGCUGGGAAACAGGGGCUAAAGCUUUUGUGGAUUUAGGAAAACCAAUUGAGGGAGCAUAUUAGAAGUUUAUAAAAUAAUGUUGUGAUGUGGAAAAGAUGAAUAGAAAGAAUCCCCUCACCCCCCCAAAAAAAAUCCUGAAUUGUUUGGCACUAGAUUCAGGACAGACAAGGUGUUUCUUUAUACAGUGCAGCUUUUUGUGGUGUUGCAGAUGGGUCAUGUGUCCUAUGGGGAGUAUGUCAGCACAGGCAUGGAAAUCUGACACUUAAGACAAAGAACCACAAUCCUAUAUUCCACUCAAAACAAACAAAUUGUCCUUACCAACCAAAGUGCACAUUUAGUGUUCAAAUAUGUACAUUCAAGGCGCAAUCCAAGAUCCCACUAACUACCUUUUUUGCUUUUUAGAGCAACAGGGCCACUGCUACAUCUGCAGCCCUGCUGCUCAUAGUGGUAGAAGUGGAGAGGGCAGGAUGAUAGAGCCUAACGGUGGCAGCACUAUGCCCACACCAGCUCCAUGCUGGAGCACCAGCCAGCCAGAUGCCAUCAUGUAACAGCAGUGAGACCGGCUCAGGAUAUACUCAAUCCAGGAUUGGCUCAGCCAUUCCACAGCCCUCAGAAUAUCCCAUUUCAGGACUUUCUAAUGGCUCCCACCAGUAUGUUUGGUAGGCAGAAGGGAGAGUCUGGCUUCUGGCACAGAUAAGCCUCCGCUCAAUCAGUCCCCCAGCCCAAUUUAAGGGAAGCUUUCAUUGCUCAGCCUCUUCUCAUCUCAUGAUAAACUGCUUUGCCCAGUAGCUACCACCCUUGCUUCUUGAAAAUUCUGGGUAUUUUGCCUAGAAAUAAAUAAUCUUUCUCUGUGUUCUUCAGGUGUACUUCAUCUUUUUUUUAGGAUUUUUAUUUUUUUUAGGGUCUGUAAUUAGCUUCCCAUUGGUUUCAGGAUUCCUUUAGGUGAUUAUAUUUCAAGUAAGCAAUAUAGGGUACCAUUCACUGAAACAGUAAUACCAACAUCAGUACUUAAAUAUAAAAAAUAUACCCUCCUAAGUAGUAUAAAGGUUUUAGUUCUUUUAAUUGUUACACAAGGAAAUUAAUCAGCAUUUUAAUACAGGAAAUAUAUGUAGUGGGAAACUUUAGUUAUUUCCCCCUCACACAGUGCUUUAAAAUGCUUUCACAUUCAAUGGAUUGCAUCAGAUGGUCUGAAGGUACUAACAUCUACUCCUUUUCUUCCAGUGGCAACAGAUGUCUUCAAUUCCAAAGGUUUGGCCAUCCAGGCCCAGAAGAAAAUCCUUGGCAAAAUGGCAUCUAAAUCCAUAGCAAAUGCUUUGAUAGAUGACACUAGCAGUGAUGUGUUGGAUGAACUUUACAGAGUGACAAGGCAAUACACACAAAGCAAAAAGGAAGCGGAGAAGAUCAUUAAAAAUCUCAUUAAGACUGUAAUCAAGUUAGCAAUCCUCUACCGGAAUAACCAGUUUAAUGAAGAAGAGAUCAUCCUUAUGGAGAAAUUCAAGAAGAAAGUUCACCAGUUGGCCAAAACUGUGGUGAGCUUCCAUCAAGUGGAUUAUACCUUUGACAGAAAGUUUUUGUCAAAACUCUUGAAUGAAUGCAGAGACCUGCUUCAUGAAAUCAUUCAGCGUCACCUAACUGCGAAAUCUCAUGGACGAGUCAACCACGUGUUUGAUCACUUCUCAGAUUGUGAAUUUUUGGCUGCCUUGUACAAUCCAUUUGGAUCUUACAAGUCUCACCUUCAGAGACUCUGUGAUGGUGUCAACAAAAUGUUAGAUGAAGGGAAUAUAUAAGUUACUGCAUCGGUGGUGUAUAUUCAUAGGCUGAGGACUACUGAUGGUCUGGAUUCAAUGAAGGAGGGCUAGAAAAACUGUGUGUGGUAAUGGCAAAAUUGAGUACCAAAACAAAUGCUAAAUAUUUAGAAAUUUCUUCAUCAAAUUGACCCAUUUAUUUGGAGUCAUCUAUUGCUAUUCUUUUUUGCAGUACUUUGCUUUAAAACGUGGAGCAAUAAAGCCAUGAAACGGGAUUACUUGUGAAACAAAGCUUUUGUAAAAUAGACAGGAAAAGUGUACAGCAAGAUAAUCAGAAUCAAAAUGCAUAUUUCUACAUGUAGAAGAGUAUUUAUAAUCCUACAAAGGAUCAAUAUUUUUUUAUAUACACAAAUCAUGACUAUGGCACAUAUAUGAUAACUGGAAUUAGAUUUAAUAGAACCUAUGCUACUUAAUCUAGAUCCAUAUAUGCUAUACAUAAAUGCUUAGGUCACAUGGUCUUAGUUAUACUGUUAAAAUAGUUCUGCUUCGUAGGGCUGGUUCUCAUAUAAGACAGUAAGAGACCACACAGUUGCCUUUGAAAUGUGCAGGGCUGCCGCCAGAUGCAUCUGGAAAAACUUCAUUGGCAUAAACUGACAUCUGUACAUGGCAGUCCCUGUUCCCAUAACGAUAGUAGUAGUUCAUCAAGCUGUUGUCCUGUGGUUAUUGCAUCUGCAUAUGCUUCACAUGUAUUGGCAUGGUUUCACAUAACAUACUUCCAUGGAAGACCAGUACAUCCCACCUCUAAACCUCGUGGCAUGUACUCUCGAGGGAAUUCACAAAGGCUGUUUCCAUAUGACCCUACCCUUAAUCAUAUCAUUUAAGGCUUUGGAUUGUUAAUCUAUAGUACCAUAAUUUUGUGUGCUUUAUCAGCUGAAUGGUCUGGAUUUGAUUGAUGUAUUGCUAUUCUUAGUUGGCUACAGUAAUAAAGUGUGGCCAGGAAAACUAUACAUUAGUAGUGUGUGGUUAAAUGAAGCACCCAUAUACAUUUUGCCAUUCUGCUAACAAUACCAUCACACAAACCAAAAAUUAGCUUAAUCGAAAAUUACUGUCAUCGCUAAGGGGCUUGCUUUUAAAUAGAAAUUGUCCUAAAUAUUCCAAUCCCACAGUGGGCACAUGGAGUUCAGUUUGCAUAUGCCUUUUCUUAUUUCUGUAGAAGAAGGUACUUCCAGAUCAAGUUCCUCAAUAAAAUGAGGCACCCUGCAUGCACAAGUCAACAUUUUGUGUAUGUGAGCACAUGAGAAUCUAUAGUGUGGGGUGACAAAAUACAGUAACUAUUUUAUAUAUACCGUAUUUUUCGCACCAUAGGACGCACUUUUUCCCUCCUAAAAAGCAAGGGAAAAUGUGUGUGCGUCCUAUGGAGCGAAUGCAGGGGGGAGGCAGGCGGGAAAAGCCCCCAAGAGCCGCACACAAGCUCCGUGCGCUCUUGCGGGCUUUUCCCCAGGAGGGAGAAGGGACUGACUGGCCGCAUCAGUCCCUUCUCCCACCUCCCAGAAAAGCCAGAAGCCACGAUCUCUUUAAAGGGGUUGGGCGGCUUCUGCGGGCUUUUGGGAGAGGUAAGGGAAUCCCCCCACCUCCCAGUAAAGCCCUGCGCAGCGUCUCCCGGCAAGGAGAGGCUGCACGGGGCUAAAGGGGAAGCCAAAACAGCGAGCGGGAUCCAUCCCGCUUGCUGCCUUGGCUUGCUCUAUAGCUGUGCGCAACCCCUCCAGCAAGGAGAGGCUGCACGGGGCUAUGGAUUCUUAGCCCUGGGCAGCAUCUCCUGGCAAGGAGAGGCUGCACGGGGCUAAAGGGGAAGCCAAAACAGCGAGCGGGAUCCAUCCUGCUUGCUGCCUUGGCUUGUGCCAUAGCCCCGCUCAACCCCUCCGGCAGGGAGAGGUUGUGCACAGCCUGUACACUGCUCUUUGGGGCUGGGGGGGGGGAAUAUUUUUUUUCUUGAUUUCUCCCCCUAAAAACUGGGUGUGCCCUAUGGUGCAAAAAAUACGGUAUAUAUAAAUGGGUGGUAUUGUGAAUCUGCAAACCAUAAGUACCAGCACCAAAUUCUGAACGAUAUUGUGUACAUUGCCUCUGAAACAGAAGUCACUGUGUAGAACCUAGAAUAAAUGUAUAGCAAAUAUGGUGAAAUGCAUCUUAUAACUGCAGCAGCUUGUAUAAGAUUUCUUUAAAAUACAAUAUUGAGGUGAAAAUAGGACUAUCCAAAGGAAUUUGCUGAAAAUGUAAUGUUUUUUGUAUGUCACACAAGUCUUUGCUGAUUGCCAAGUUUUAAAAAGAAUUGUUACUAAAAGAAUAUAUUCAUUAUAAAUGCUGUGCCUGAUUUUCUAUGGCAAAACGAAUCAAAAAAUGGAUAUGCACUACUUAAUUAAAUCCAAGCCAUGUUGUGUUCCUUCUUGACAAGUCUCUAAUAAUUUUUGUACAUGCCAUUUCUAUUAUGGGUAGUUGCUUUCCCUAAGGUAUUGCAAAAUAUAUGUUUUAUUGCUGCGGGAAGAAACUUGAUUUCCCUUAAGUUUUACCACUCAUUAGCAGAGUUUGAGAUCAUUCUAUUAAGACUUAUUUAGCUGCCCUUAACACCACUACAUUUAGAUUGAGAUGGGUAUAAUUCAAAGCAUGGAGAAUGCCUAAGAAAAAAUAUACACUGGUACCUCUGGAUGCAAACGGGAUCCAUUCUGGAGCCCCGUUCGCAUCCUGAAGCGAACGCAACCCGCGUCUGUGCAUGCGCAGCUCGCAAUUUGCCACUUCCGUGCAUGCGCGUGACGUCAUUUUGAGCGUCUGCGGAUGCAGCAAAACCCAGAAGUAACACGUUCUGUUACUUCCGGGUCGCCGCGGAGCACAACCCAAAAACGCUCAACCUGAAGUGUAUUCGACCCGAGGUAUGACUGUACUAGAAAUUUGAGUGCUAUCAAACCCUGGAUAAUGUAUAAUACUUCUGUUAUAUAGGUGGCACAUAAUAUUCUAAGGCUGCAAUCCUGUACAUACCUUAACUGGGGGUGACCCAUUGAACUCAGUGGGACUUAUUUUUGAGCAACCAUGUUUCUGAAUGUGUUAUAAUUGCAUUUUAGCUGGCAAAAUGUCAUAUUAGAAUAUCAGAAGUGGUACAGAGUAGCUAUACAAAGCAUCAUCUAGUGGAAAAAGAAAUCUAUGGAAUAAAUUACUGAACAUUUCUAUAUUUGUCUACC
Messenger RNA from Podarcis lilfordi (Lilford's wall lizard), 45180 nucleotides. Lineage: Eukaryota; Metazoa; Chordata; Lepidosauria; Squamata; Lacertidae. The record is from the annotation of a GenBank genome assembly.